Molecule: messenger RNA, 46213 nt
Organism: Lymnaea stagnalis (great pond snail)
Lineage: Eukaryota; Metazoa; Mollusca; Gastropoda; Lymnaeidae
Source: the annotation of a GenBank genome assembly
AAUAGCAAAGAAAAUGGCGUCUGUCUGAGUCAGGAAGAGAUCAAGAUAAUUGAAUAUUGUAUGCAUCCGUAGGACAGUAUCAUAUUGGGCUGUAAAAAAUACUAAAAAUGGCACGAAGCAUGAUGCCAGCCCAACAAAAGUUGGCAGAGAAGUUGACUAUUUUAAAUGACAGGGGUACAGGCAUGCUGACGCGGAUUUACAAUAUAAAAAAGGUUCGUUGAUUUAAAUUUAAAAAAAUAAACAAAUUGUCACAAAUAAAUCAUUGUGAUUAUGAGUUGUAUUUAUAGGUACUUCGGUAAAAAGCAUACAGAAAUUAUAAAACUACUACUGUUAUAUUGAGCGAACUUCUUCAUAUAAAAAAAUGAAACAUACUCGAGAAUCAAAUUUCUCUAGCUUUAGACUUUAGAGACUUUAGGCACUUUAGGUAGAUACUUUGGUCAAAAAUGUAAACAUUUUUAAAAAAUAAAUCAAUGGCACAGUUGAAUAGAGCUAAUUUUAAACAGAAUUAUAACACCAAAAUCAUAUUUUUAGCUGUUGUAGUUUUAAAGUUAUGAAUUUUUAAAGUACGACUUGGUUUGUCAUUUUUUAACAUGGACUGCAUCUCCACAUUCUGUGACCUCAAUCCACUGAUCGCGUCAUGCGCAAUGACUAUAUAGUUUAUAUAAGGCAACGCAUUCCCUAUCACUAAAAUACUGUUUAGGGUCGACUUAUUUUAAACUUUCAACUUUGGCACAUGAAUAAUUAAUAAAAGCUUUCCCUGACCAAUGGUUUAAUAGCUUUUGCACACGGCAAACUCUUAUGAAUGAAACUCUGAGAUAGUACUACGACGUAGCCGUUAUGCAAGUGGCUGUGAAUGGUUGCCAAUGACAACGUGUUGCACAGGGAAAAUUCUGAUCAUUUAUAAUAUGGACUCUGCAGGGUUUUUAAAGCUCAAAUUAAAACAUUUCCAGUUUAAAUGUCUUCAAAAUGCAUUCUGAAACACAAAAUAUAAAAUAUUUUGAUGUAUAUAGUGGUAAUAAUUAAAUAUUUCCUAAGUAUCGGCAACUUCCGCCAUUAAAAAGGGGGCGUGGCCCACGCCAUGUCGAAAUUAGGCUGAGCCACCUUAUGGUGAUAUGGGUCACUGUGACAAGUGUAACAAACGUGAGACACGACCUACAUCAAUGAAACUUGGCACAGAUAUAGAUCAAUAUCUAAUGCUCAUACAGAUUUAAUCAAAAAGGACCUUAUCUUAUUAUUUCACAAAAAAUUUUGUAUGCGAAGAUGCCUUAUAUAUACCAAAGAUUUUCAAAAUAAAGGUCGAUUGAAAAAAGCAAAAUAGCUGGCUAGAAAUGUAGGCCAAGAUGUCUUCCAAAUUAUAAGGCCGGAAACGGAACUCAAAUAUAUGUGGAAAGAACUAAUUUAAUAAUAAAUAGACACACACAUCGGAAAAUUAAAAACUCGGAUUUUUCGCGCCGACGCCCAUUUCCGAUACAAAAAAAUAGUAGUCUCCCUUGUUUCAUCGAAGUAUCUACUUUAGGUAGGUACUUUGAUAAGAAAAUUCAAACUUUGUGUAAAAAUAAACUAAUGGGAUAGUUGAAUAGAGCUAAUUUUUAACAGAAUUUUAAAACUAAAAUCAUAAUUUAGCUAUUGUAGUUUUAAAGUUAUGAAUUUUUAAAGUACGACUUGGUUUGUCAUUUUUUAACAAACAUGGACUGCACCUCCAAAUUCUGUGACCCAAUUCCGCUGUUCGCGUCACGAGCUAUAUAACUCUCGGUUUAAUAAUAAUUUUAUGUGAUUCAGAACUAAUUCUGUGUUAACAAAUAAUUUUAAUAAUGUUAUACAAUUAUAUAUAAAUUAUAGUUUAUCUAACUAUGCACUAUGUAUAACAAUAAAUUCAAAAUAAUAUAUGGCUUUUCUGUUUACUAAAUCUACAGCGUCCAUUAUAUCGGUAUAUGCUAUAUAGUCAAUAUAAGACAACGCACCCCUUAAAAUAUUGUAUGGGAUCUACUUAUUUUGAACUUUCAACUUUGGCACAUGACUAAUUAACUAAAGCUUUCCCUGACCAAUGAUGUUAAUAGUUUUUGCACGCGGCAAACUCUUAUGAAUGAAACUUGAGGUAGUACUAUGGCAUAGCAUAAGCAAAUGGCUGUGAAUGGUUUCCCAUGACUUUUUGCACACUGUCAAUUCUGAUAGUUAAUAAUAUGGACUCUACCGGAUUUUUAAACCUCAAAUUUAAACAUUCUAGUUUAAAUGUCUUCAAAAUACAUUCUGAAACACAAGUUGUCAAAUAUUUUGAUGUAUAUAGAGGUAAUAAUUAAUGUUUCCUUAGCUAAGUAUCGGCAUUUUCCGCUAUUUAAAAGGGGGCGGGAUCACUAAUCCAAUAUGGCUUGUGCGACCUUUGCAUAACGAGGUCAACGUAGAGGAGAAUUGUGAAAAUGUUUCAUGAGCUACCCCAUUGAAAUUAUGCACACGUGUACUUCAACAUAUUAUGCAGGUCUACUUUUAAUAUGAAAGACCUACUUUGAAUAUUUAGACCGAAUUUUUUAAUUCGAAGAUGCCUUAUUUUGACAUACGAUUUUCCUCACUUAAAGUUGAGAUAAAGAACAAAUUAACUCAAUGGGAAUGGAGUUCAACAUUUCUCGUAACGUUAAUGGGCGGAGUCAAACCUUAAUUAUGGGCCAAAAGUACUCCUAAUUUAUUCAAAUUACAUGCACAUGAAAAAAUUAAAAACUCGGAUUCUAUUUCGCCGACGCCCAUUUCCGAUACAAACUUUCUAGGAGUGUCCCUUGCUUCGGCGGAGUAUCUAACUUUAGGCUCUAGUCUUUAUUUAGACACUUUAUUAAGGCUUUUUUAAUUUUUAAGGCUUAAUUUUAAUUCAUAUCAGAAUCAGAUCAUUUCAUAUUCAUGGCUAUGUAUUAAAAUUUCUAAUUUUAAAAUUACAAAUUACUGCUAACAAAAUUAUGCACUUGAAAUAUAAAUAAAUUAUAACUUUUCUAGCUAUGUAAUGAUUAUUAUUAAAUGCAAUAUGGAUGUUCUGUUUAUUAAGUCUAGCAUCCGUUAUAUAAUUUAUUAUACAUUGUCACAAUUAUAAGGGUUUUCACAAUACUAAUACUAAUAGUAUAGUGUCUAAAUCCAAACCUGUUUUUAAUGUAAAAAAUGUGUCAAUUUUGACAUAGCUUUUGUUAAAGUAUUGUUUUAAUAAUAAUAGUAAUAAAGUUUAUUUCAAAAACAGGCUUCAUCCCCAAAGGCUCGAAGCGCGGUACAAAGUCAACAAAAAACAAAUCUAUAAUUUACCUCAUUUAAAACAAACGCAACACUACAAAACCUAAUUACAAGCAUACCAAGCCAUUGAAAGCCAUUGUGGCUAAUUAAUUUUUUUUUUUAAAUGUUGAAAUUGAAAUACUAAUUUUGAUCUUUGAUUUUGUAUCUUGAAAAUUAUUCAUUAAUAGAUGCUAAAAUGAAAGUGGAAUUUUGGGAUUAUAAUUAAAUUUGCCAAAAUAAUACUUACCGAAAUUUUAAACUUAUUUUUUGAAAAUGAAUUUGUCAGCUUUUAUCAGUGUCAUUGUGAAUUUUGUGAUCUGGAAUAUGAUUAUUGGGUUUUAUAUUGUCUCAUUUAAUUACUAAUUGAACUAGCCAGCUAAAUUUUUGUUUUAAUUUUAACUUUAUUGAAUGCUGCCAUCCAACUUACAUAUAGGAUAACUUGUGUCAUAUUUUGCUUAUUUGGUCCUAAGUAAGUCCACUAGUUUGUUUCCGUCAGUUCCAAAGCUAAAAUGCUUUUGAAAAGACUUUUGCAUUUCGAUAACCAUCAAGCUUCAGUGUGUUCCAGAGCUACUUAAGAUCAAUGUCCAUUCAAUCACACAAUGUAGCAUCCAGAUUAGCACAUCAAAAAAGUUUAGGCCUAAUUCUAUUUUAAUUUAUUUAAAGCUAGUGCUUUAACAUUCAGUUAGGCCUAUUGAAUUAAAAUUACAUCCAAUGAACAAUAGGAUUGGUCAAAGCAUUUUUGUCAUUGAGGUACUUCAGUACUAAGUUUUUUUCAAAUCAGUAAGGUUGCAACUAUUCGUACCCGGGUACAAGAAAUGAGAGUUUGGGAUUAAAUAACGAUUUAAAAUUUUAUUGUUGGGUUUGUAAGACAAAAUGAGAUAUCAAAUGAAAGAUAAUUGAAUGAACUAUAUGUUUGUAAACUUAAUUCUCCAGUUUAAAUAAAAUAAACUACCACAAAUGACAUCCGAAUAACACAGAGUCAAAAUGGACCCAGACACGCAUCGCCGCCAUUCGCACCCGGGUACCAUUAGUCACAGGCUAUUCGGAUGUCAUUUGUGGUAGUUUAUUUUAGUUAAAAUGAAGAAGUAAGUUUACAAACAUAUAGUCCUUUCAAUUAUCUUUCAUUUGAUACCUCAUUUGGUCUUACAAACCCAAAAUAAAAUUUUAAAUAGUUUUUUAAACCCAACCUCUCACUUCUUGUACGUGGGUACGAAUAGCCACUUCGAAUCAGUAAAGUCUAAGCACAGAACAUUUCAAUUUUAAAGCAUUGGCACCUGCACCUGUAUUAUAAAAAAAUUAAAAAAAUUGCAGUGUCUAAUCUUCCAUCCAGAUGAAAAUAUGUACAACCUGCUCUCUUGAACUACUCCUACCAUUGACUUUCAUUCUUAAAAGUUAGGGGUGUGCCGGAUCCGUUUUUUCCAACCGGAUCCGGAUUUUCUUAUGCGAAAUCCGCCGGAUCCGGAUUCCGGUUUCUCCCGGAUUCCGGAUUUUGGUACUAUUGGUAGAUACUUCGGUAAGUCAAGGUGGACUACUACUUUUUGUGUAUGGGAAUUCGCAAUCGGCGCCAAAAAAUCCGAGUUUUUAAUUUUCCGAUGUGUGUGUCUAUUUAUUAUUAAAUUAGUACUUUCGAUAUAUAUUUGAGUUCCGUUCCAUUUGGAUAAGUGUCUUACGAGAGACGCCAUGUUUCUACGCGUUCGCAGCAGGUUAUGCAGCUCGCUCAACCUAAUUUCGCCAUGGGGUUGGCCACGCCCCCCUUUUUAAUGGCGGAAGUUGACGAUACUUAGGAAAUAUUAAUUUAUUAUCACUAUUUACAUCAAAAUAAUUGAUAACUUGUGUUUCAGAAUGCAUUUAAAGACAUUUAAACUGGAAUGUUUUAAUUUGAGCUUUAACAACCCGGUAGAAUCCAUAUUAUAAAUGAUCAGAAUUUACCGUGUGCAACACGUUGUCAUUGGCAACCAUUCACAGCCACUUGCAUAACUGUAUCGUAGUACUACCUCAGAGUUUCAUUCAUAAGAGUUUGCCGUGUGCAAAAACUAUUAAACCAUUGGUCAGGGAAAGCUUUAAUUAAUUAUUCAUGUGCCAAAGUUGAAAGUUUAAACUAAGUCUAAACAGUAUUUUAGUGAUAAGGCAGGGAAUGCGUUGCCUUAUAUAAACUAUAUAGUCAUUGCGCAUGACGGGAUUGGUGGAAUGAGAUCACAGAAUGUGGAGAUGCAGUCCAUGUUAAAAAAUGACAAACCAAGUCGUACUUUAAAAAUUCAUAACUUUAAAACUACAACAGCUAAAAAUAUGAUUUUGGUGUUAUAAUUCUUUAAAAAAUUACAUCUUUUCAACUAUGCCAUUGGUUUAUUUUUACAAAAAGUUUAAAUUUUCUUAUCAAAGUCCCUACACUAUUGGCCACUAUUAGCGGUGCUGACUCUAGCCUCUGGUAUGUACGGAAUAUUAAACAUUAAACAAGCUCAACGCUCGAAACAAUCGAUUAAUGUAUCGUGAUCGUGUGAAAUUCGGGAAAGAGAAUUACUUUUAUUUCAGAUUAUGAUCCGGUGAGUCACAAAAUCUGGCAAAUUCCGAAAUCCGGUAUAUUCCGGAAUCCGGUUGUUCCGGAUACAUGUAAAUCCGGCGGAACCGGAUUUCACCGGAUAGUGCAAAAUCCGGCGGAACCGGAUUCCGGACCGGGGUCCGGCACACCCCUAUUAAAAGUAUGCCAUUUAUUAUGACGUAUAAAUAAUUUUAAAGUUAUCGGCAUUUGUUACACUAAUUUUCUACUUUUAUACAUUUUAAAUAAUUUUAAAUCCUUUCAAAACAUCAUAGAUGCUUGGUAGUGCAGAGAAUAAACCUUCAUUUCUUAAUGAUAAAGCACUUCAACCUGCCAUUGAGAAAGUAUUACUUAAAAAGUUUCCUCUGUACGAUAGCAAAGCUAGUCAGGUUUGUUCCUUUAUUUCCUAUUUAUACAAUUUUUUUCCCACAUUUGAUAUUGAAAUUAAAAUAAAUCCUGGUAUGAAAAUAAUUCUAGCCAAAUGUGAAAUAUUAUUAAUUUAUUAACUUUAAAUGCCACUACUUAUGGGCCAACAUCUAAAUUUAUGGUUUUAAAAAAUAAUUGUUAACAUACAUUGGAAUUAUUUAAGAGUAGCUGGCCUGGCCAACAUUUUAGACCUGUUUUUUUAAAAAUAGUUUAACUCGAUAGCUCUUGUCCUUCUAAAAUUUGUAUGAUCUCCCUUAACCAUGAGCCUUUGAAAAAUGUGUUUCAGCUAACUGUGGUAAACCAGAUGAAAGCAGACAUUGCCAAGGGUCUAUCAUUGUACUACCACACUUUUGUUGAUAUACUGACAUUAAAGGUAUUCUUUAGGAUUAAAUUAGCAAUGGAGGAAAUUCUAACUUAAGUUUAUUUAACUUGAUGCAAGGAGUGCUCAUCUGUCUAUUUUGACUAAUUUGUGGCUGUUUUUUUUAAACUAAGUUCCCUUACAUACUUGACUUAAGGACUGAAAAUAAGCACAUAGCUUCCAAUGGUGGGGAAAUUUUAUCUAUUAAUUUUGAUGGAUCUUUGAUUGAUUUUUUAAGGAAAAAAAAUAAGGUUAUAAUGUUUAAAUGACAAAGUAACAAACAUAUCUAAAAAGUCAAGGAGUGCCCCUAAAUUAUCCAAAGAUUUCUAAAGUAACUUCCCUUAAAAUUGAGUACAACAAAUUCAACUAAAAUUGACAUUCUCCUUUUCACGAAAUCUUUCUACUCAUGUCUUAUUUUACUUAAUGGAUUAGCAUUUAACAAAUUUUUUUUCAUAAAAUUUAAUAUAAUAAUAAAGUAUAUAUUUAUUUCCCAAUUCAUCUGUUUGUCUCAGGAUCAUAUUGUUGAUCUACUGACAACCAUAGAUGCUUGCCAGGUACAGAUGGACAUAGUAAGUAUCAAAUGUAUAGUCAUAUAUUGUUUAGCGCUAUGAAUGUUGUUAAUAAUUUAAUAAAUAAUACUUUAUAUAGGAAUUUAAAGCCAUGUGUGUAAUGUUAUUAUUAAGUAUUUAACUUCAUCAACAAAUGUUUUUAGUAAAACCUCCUGAUUCACUCAUUUAUUUUAUUCCAGACCUUGAACUUUGACCUUACAAAGACUUAUCUGGAGCUUAUUGCAACUUAUGUCUCCAUCAUGAUACUGAUGUCGAAGGUGGAUGAUCGCAAAAUUGUUCUUGCUCUCUACAAUUGUGCGUUUGAGUUCAUGAAUGGAAAGAGGUAAAAAAUUAUACCACAGUAAGUGCAUACUCUUAAAGUCAUCAGUUCAAGACGAAACACAAAUUAUUUACAUGCAAUAUUUUACACAAUAUGUCAUUUACUUUGUACAUUUCAGUGAUCAAAUUUUAGAAAUUAAUUUUUUUAAUACUUAAAUUUAAACAUAUUAAAAUGUCUGCCCUUUGAAACCAAAGUUAACCUUUCAAAUGAACAUGUGAUAAUUAUCUUGUGCUGUAUAAAAUAACAUGCCAGUAGUAAUAAUCAUAUUUUAAAAAAGACCAGGAUGAUUUUUAAAUAAACAAAUCAAAGGGAAUGGUAUUAGUUUUUACACUUGACCUAAAUUAUUAUUUCCAUCGGAACAAUCUAAUGUAAAUUUUCUUCAACAGUGAUCCAUCAUACCACAGAUUAGGGCAGAUGUGUCUAGAAUAUGAUCCACCAAUGAAAAAACUUGCUGAGGAGUUUGUGCCCCACUCUAGGGUAAGUCCAAAUCUCAUAUAUAUAUAUAUAUUUUUUGCUUCUGGUGCAUUCUGCUUCCUCUUAUUAUUGAUAUUAAUAGUACUGAGUGAAAACAAAUACCUGGACCCGGUUUUAAAAAAAAACUGCACCUGGUUAUGCCCUAGUAUUGAUAAUUUUAGCUCACUUCUGCUCCUGAAAGAUCAUUAAAAAGCUUUACUGAGAUGUUUGUAUCUACUUUCACUUAUUACCUUCAUGUGACAUGGUAACUUUCACUUAUUAUCUUCAUGUAACAUGGCCACUUUCACUUAUUACCUUCAUUACCAUGGUAACUUUCUCUAAUUACCUUCAUGUGACAUGGUAACUUUCACUUAUUACCUUCAUGUAACAUGGUAACUUUCUCUAAUUAUCUUCAUGUGACAUGGUAACUUUCACUUAUUAUCUUCAUGAAACAUGGUAACUUUCUCUAAUUACUUUCAUGUGACAUGGUAACUUAUAGUUAUUACCUUCAUGUAACAUGGCCACUUUCACUUAUUACCUUCAUGUAACAUGGCCACUUUCACUUAUUACCUUCAUGUAACAUGGUAACUUUCUCUAAUUACCUUCAUGUGAUAUGGUAACUUUCACUUAUUACCUUCAUGUAACAUGGUAACUUUCUCUAAUUACCUUCAUGUGACAUGUUAACUUUCACUUAUUGUCUUCAUGAAACAUGGUAACUUUCUCUAAUUACUUUCAUGUGACAUGGUAACUUUCAGUUAUUACCUUCGUGUAACAUGGCCACUUUCACUUAUUACCUUCAUGUAACAUGGCCACUUUCACUUAUUACCUUCAUGUAACAUGGCCACUUUCACUUAUUACCUUCAUGUAACAUGGCACCUGUUUGAUUACGUAGCUACUUGUUGGAUAUUGUUACUUUCAUGCUACUGUUGUUUUAAGGCUUGCUUUUGACAUUUGGUCUCAUUUGCUCUGUUUGCUAUGACACUUAUAAUAAUAAUAAUAAUAAGAGGUCUUAUAUAGCGCGGUACCCCAGCCUAGGGCUGGGGUCACCGCGCUGUACAUAAAAAUUUUAUCAAAAGAGACAUAAUCAUGACAUUAAAAUAAAAUACAUUUAUGAAAUAAAGAACAGCAAUGUAUAUGUAUAUAAAUAGUUUUUUUCUAUACUUUCUCUCUUUUACUCUUCAAAAAUCUUAAAUAGUUUGUAAUAUUAUUAUCUCAUUUUUCUAAAUUUGUGCCAGUCCACUUGAUUAGUUUUCACUUUAAUAAUGAACCAUAUUCAUUGCUAUGAAAUUUAUAAAGCUAACACAUUUUUUGUACAAAUAUAGUGGGAUAAUAUUUCAAUGAUUCUGCUGUGGCUGUUAUAAUGUAAAAUUGCAGUAGGGUAGCAUUUCACUGAUCCUGCUGUGGCUGCUGUAAUAUACAAAUAUAGUAUGGUGGUAUUUCAAUGAUUCUGCUGUGGUUGUUGUAAUGUACAAAUAUAGUAGGACAGCAUUUCACUGAUCCCGCUGUGGCUGUCGUAAUGAGAUCUAAUCCUAAAUCAACCCUUCUUUUUUUCCAGCACUUGAUGCCAGCACUCAUGUCCAUUCAUAAAGUUUAUCCUAUGCGCAAUGUGUCUGCUGAGAUGAUGAGAAACCAACAGAUUCUUGCCAUUCUUGCUGAGCCUGCAAAGAUGUCCACUGUACCUGUAACUGACAUGGUGGGUGUCUAUCAUAAGUUUUCAGCUUGUCUGGGGUAAAAAUGGAGGGCAUAGAGUUAAAUCAUUUGUCCACAUAAGUCAUUAUUGAAAUAAAUAAUUAUCGAAAAGCUAUAAAAGUUUAGUCUUGAAUAAAAAACAGAAUAGCAGAGUUAAUAUUGUUCUUUAAUUUAAAAUAUGCUGUAAAGGUGUUUGCUCACUGAUGCUGCUUCUAUGUCCUAAUAACUAAUAUACAAGACAAUGUUUCAGAUCCAGUGCGAAUACUUGUCUCUGGACGCUAUGGAAAGAUGGAUCAUUUGUAAGUAUAAAGUCAUUAGCCAAACUGCCCCAGUGGGCAAAAUAGUAAAUGGGUUGGAGGACUCUGAAUUAAAAAAUAAACGUAUAGUUUUCAAAAGUAAUUUUUUGUCUGUUUAUUUUUUCAUUUUGUAAUUGACGCAACAUACAUUAGAUUUAUUGUAUGCUGUAUUUUUUCCAAAGCACUAUUUAACAUGUAACUUAGUUUAACUUAGGCAGUUGCUUUAUGGUUCAGUCAAAUUAUCUAUUUCCAAAAUGUCUAUAAUUAACCCUAAUCCACAGUCUAACCAUAGUUAACAUAAUCUAAUUUUAUGUCGUCCGAGUUAUUUUUUUUUCUUUUUACCUGGUCCAUAUAGUUGGCCUCAUGCUGUGCUAUCAGAACUUAGGAGACGCACAAGCCUGGGACUUGUGGAAGCAAGCACUCCAAGGCAGCUAUAUCAUCACUUUGUGUCGUAAUGAGGUGCUGCACACUCACAGUUACAUCACUAGUUUCUUUGAGAGCCUAAGGGGGUAAGUGGCUGAUACAGCUCUACUGUUCGUAUAGGAGACCAAUAGUUCUUUACAGGAUAUUGCUAUUUUUUAAACAGGAUUCCACAAGAAGACUAUUUUUAUUUUAUUAUAAUAUAACUCUGCUCAACAUAUAGCAUUAAUUACUAAUUAUGAACAAAUAUGUAUAUACUAUUAAAGAUAAGAUUCAUUUGAAUAUAUAUAAACAUCAUUUUUUUGGUGAUGGUACGCACCAUUUCAGUAUAUUUGCCCCAUUUUUAAACUAAUUGAAAUGAAAAAAUAAGUAAUCUUAAAUAAAAAUUAUGAAACAAUUUUACUAUUUAGUAACUACUAAAAUAAAAAGGAUUUAUAUAAACACAGCUAGGUAGAGGGAACCUAAUUUUCAACAAGCAUUGCGAUUAGGUGUAGAAUAAUGCAAAACUGUAUUCAGAUAUACAAAAAAGUACAUCGCUGUAUUUUGAAUUUAUCGGCUCCGCCCCUUCCCUAGAUCCACUGUCACGCGGGGGUCUUCGGCUGGCUUCUUUGAUUUCUGCUUCCCACCCCAUCUUCGUCUUUCAAAGACUUUUGUAAUCGACCUUUUUUUGACAUGCCUGCCAAUAGUUUAAUUUCUUUAUUAAUACGAUACAGUAUUGUACAAUUUUGAGAUGGUUAAAUACUAUUCUGAAAUGAUAUUGUACUAUUUUCGGAGUUUCAGGGUACCCAGGUCUACAGAUUAAAAAAAAACACAUUUUUAAAGGUUAAUUUUGCUUGAGUCAUAAAGAAAACAACUAUUUCUGUUUCAGACAAAAUAAAAGAGUUGCUGAGCUGAAAGACUUCCAAUUACAGGCUUUAACCAACUCGUAAGUAAAGCACUUAUCUUAAAAAAUUGUACACAAUUAUUAUAUAUUAUAAAUAAUUAUGUAUAUUCUUACCAUGCAUUUUAUUUCUUUACACUCCCUGUUUUUUAUUAACUUCCCCAUACUUACAAAUGCUGCAGUGAGAAAUAAUAGUAGGUACAUUAUUUUCCCGUACAAAUUCUCCUCUUAUCAAAAUACAUGUUAUCUUACAAAUAUAAUUAUAAAUUAUUAAUUCAUAAAAAUUAGAUUGAAAUGAGCCUCAGAUAUGCAAAACAUAUUAAAAGUGCAACAAACUUCAAAGAUUUUCGACUAACUAUUCUUGUUAUUUGUUAAGGCCUGCUUUGCAUAGAGAAAGACGCAAGUUCCUACGCAGCACACUCAGAGACUUGACCCUUGUGUUCACAGAGGAGCCAGGAUUACUGGGCCCCAAGGUGAUGUUAGAUGCUAAUAGUUGUGUGCAUAUCAGGCAUUGUAAGACCAUUGUAAGACCACUGUAAGACCACUGUAAGACCAUUGUAAGACCACUGUAACAUCAUUGUAAGACCACUGUAAGACCACUGUAAGACCACUGUAAGACCACUGUAAGACCAUUGUAAGACCAUUCUAAGACUAUUGUAAGACCAUUGUAAGACUACUGUAAGACCACUGUAAGACCACUGUAAGACCACUGUAAGACCAUUGUAAGACCACUGUAAGACCACUGCAAGACCACUGUAAGACCACUGUAAGACCAUUGUAAGACCACUGUGUUCAAUUGAAAUCAAAUUUUUACACAACAAUGUUUUGUAACUCAUUUGUUUCAUAAUCAAAGGAGUUUUAGAUUUCAAGGGCACGUUUUUCCCCCCAUAAUCUGUUUCUUCUUAUAUCCCCUGUUAUUUCACUAAAAUAUGGCUAGUCUUUGUUUACUUGUUUUUUUAAAUUGUAAUUUAGUGGGGGGGGUGUGUUUAAAAUAGAAAUCUCAUGAAAUUGACUAUUAACUUGCAGGCUAUGUACAUCUUCCAAGGCCUUUCUUUAGCAAGGGAUGAGGUGCUUUGGCUGCUAAGACAUGUAGUAAACCCACCAUCAAAACGACACAAUGUUAAGAUGUCUCCUGAAGACUUCUAUGAUAGGUAGGUUAGAUGGCUAUUGCCUUUAAAAUUUUUGUGAGAUUCGUGUUCAAACUUAUGUUUUCAUAUCCCUGCAGGAUUUAGCCAUCUCUGUUAAUUUUAUUUCUUUACUUCUCUCUAAUUUUGGUUUUGUAAUGAUAAAAUUAGCAACUAAGAGUUGAUUUGUCAGUUGCUAAAUGGAGAAGCUGGGAGUCAGUGAUUCUAACAUUGUGAUUUCUUUUUGCUUAAAUCACAAAUAUUGCUUUGUGUGUCUCUAGACAACUUCCGGAGCUGUUAUUUUACAUGGAGGAGUUGAGAGGUAAUGUCUCUAAUUAAGAAAAACUUCAUGACAACUUUUAAAUCAAAGCCAUUUAGAAGCAUCAGUAAAAGAUGUAUUAUUUUGUUAAUUUGCCAUAAUAAUAAUUUUGUUUUAGCUCUUUAUAUAUAUAUAUAUAUAUAUAUUUAUUUACUAUUUAACUGAAACCCUUCUAUAACUUGAAUUUCAUAUAUAUUACUUGCACUUUUUUUUACAAAAAGUGCUCAAAAUAAACAAAAGAGAUUUUUUUUAAAAAUCUGUUGUUAUUUUUACAAAUAGCUGAUCUCAUUUCUUCAUACUCAAAAAAAAUCCUGCACUAUUCACACAGAAUAUUGAUGAAUCCCGCUUAUCACAUUAUAUAUUAUCCCUCAUCACAUUAAAGCAGAUAUUUUCUGAUAUAAAGAUUUUAUUUAAAAAUAUCUUCUUUGUCUAUAAUUGUCAGCUUAGUUUUCUAUGAUUAUUAUUAUGGUUAUUUGCUUUAUGUUUUUUAAAUAUGCCAUUGACUUUAAAAUUUUGUUUAUUGAUUUGAAAUAUUAACUCCUUGUUCCAGGUCUGGUCAAGAAAUACAAUGAGGUUAUACAGCGUUAUUAUGUGCAAUAUUUAUCUGGCUAUGAUGCUGUUUAUCUCAACCAACUCAUUCAGGUACUAAAUGGAUAAUCAUUUCCAUUUAUUUUUAAAUCAAGUCAGGGAUUGGUUAUUUAUUCCCCUGAUCAUCAUAAAUGAGUUUUAUGUUAAAAAAUAUUUCAAUUUCAGAGGUGUUGAGCUUUGAAUUUCUUUCAUGAUUACAAAAAAAAAUUUUUUUUAAACUUUAAACUUGUAUUCAUUUAUUUUUUAUCAUCUAUUUUUUUAGAACAUCUCCAUGUGUCCUGAGGAUGAGUCCAUUAUUUUAUCAUCAUUCUACAAUAGCAUUGCAGCUCUCUCUGUCAGACAAGGUAUUAAGGAUAUGAUAAUUAUAUUAAUUAUAUUUAAACUUAUUUGAAUAAGCUAGAUGUUUUGCAUGGAAAAGAUAAAAUGUAUUAAAUAAAGUUUUGUGGGAAUGAAAUAAAAAAUAUUAAUGAAGAGCAUAUCAUAAAUGUGAAGAUAAGACAACAGAAUUGUAGUUAUUACAUUUUUUUUAACAAUUAUCAACUAAUGACACACAGUUUCAAUUUAUAAUAUACUUAGAAUUUUUUAAAAUUUCAUUUAAAUAUAAUGUAUCAACAAAAUUACUUAAUGAUAAUGGGACCCUUAGCAUUAUAGUAAUCAAACUAUUUAUUUAUAAAUAUACUAAUUUUUAAAUAUGUUUUGUUUUCUUACUCUCCUCAGUUGAAAAGAAUGAAUUGUUUGAUUUUAGAGGUUUUCGCCUGGACUGGUUUAGACUUCAAGUAAGACACAUAAUUUCCUUCUCUAUAUUAUUAUUUUGAAUUAAGAUUUUCAUACUCACCACCCAACACUUUUAGCCUUUCCCUUUUUCAAUUUAAAAUCUUAAGAGAUUUUUUUUUUCAUUAUGUUUUCUAAAUAAAUUAACAUUUAUUGCAUUGCUAGUAUUUAAGAUAUUUAAGAUCAAAUUAAGCUUUUUAAAUGUUAUUAUGGUGUUGCUUGAGAAUCCAUAGUUUUCUUAUCAUCCGCGUCAUUAUCAUUGCUCUGUCCCAGGCUUACACGAGUGUCAGCAAAGCAGGUUUGGAACUAAAGAACCAUCAGGACCUUGCCAAACACAUGAACACUGUGGUGUUCCACACAAAAAUGGUGGACUUCCUGGAUGAGAUGAUCAAUGAAACAGGAGAUCUUUCCAUUUAUUGGUAAAGGAAUUCAACCCUUUUUGUUAACAAUUUGAUUAAGAUUGCAAGGUAAAUCAAAAUUUAAAAAAAAAAGUGAAAUAGUCAUUCAAAAAAUUAAGCAUAGUGACUCACACUUGUUUAUUAGAUAGUAUAUAGUCUACAUGUACAAAAAUCUUUUUCCUAUUUUUAUUUAUCACUCAGUUUCUACACAACUCUGUUUGAGCACCAGUUCAAGCAGUGUAUGGAGUUCCUUGCCCAGCAUCGCUACAGCAUUAUCUUCCCCAUGAUUUGUGGGCAUUUCAUGAAUGCUACUCACAGUCUCUGUCCUGAAGAGGUACGCUUGGAAUUUAUAGGACACUGAAAUAGGCUAGAUACUUUUUUUUAAAAAGUGAAAAUAAAUGCUUUUGACCUUCAAUGAACAAGUAUUUUAUCCAAUAUUUAUUUUACUUCUGACUCUUGCCUUCUCCAUCCAUUAUUAAAAGUUGCUUUUCUUUAUUUUCUAAGCUACCAGCAAAGCUUUUUUUUUCUUUAAAUAGAUGAAAGCUAGUGUAAGAAACAAGGGAAAAUUAUAAUUUUUAAUGACUUAUGUUGCCCCUCAAUUUGAUUUAAGUUGAGCUAAUAAUAAAAAUUACCACCUGGUUUCAUAUUAACCAUAUUUGAAAGUGUAUAUUUGUUUGGUCAUCACAAAUGUAUGCCAAAUAUUUUCAACACAUUUAUCAUUGAAUGUAGAAAUGUGCUUUUUUUUUAAUGCUUCUCUCCCAACAUUUCCUGCUUAGUAAAACACAAAAUGUGGGGAAACUGUGCAAGGGCAUAGGUCAUAACAAAAAGCAAUUAUGGGAAGCGCAAAAUAUGUAUUAUUAACUUCUAGUUUUCUUAGUUGAAAUAACUGCAUAUUGAUGAACAAUUUUAUUUCUAGAUUAUAACCUUUGACACAUUUUUUCCCACUUAAAAUAUUAGUAAUCUUAUUUAGAUAAUCAGGUUUCAUAAUUUUUCUUUAUUAUUUUUCAUUGGGAAAGCUGUUACAAACUUGUCUAGAUUUUGACUUCAUUACCAGGGUAUUUGAAGCAGUAUAUUUACAAUAAUAAGCAUUUUGGUAUAUUUUAUUGAAAAGACAAAGCUGCAGUAGUUUAAAAUGUAAUUUUUUACCUUUGUUGUUGUUUGUAUGGCUUUCAACACUUGUCUCCUGUCUGACCACAAUGUUCAUAAAAUAACCUUUCUGGCUUUUUUUUUUAUUUAUUGAAAUAUUCUAAUGAUAGAUAUAAACAAAUAUAUAUAUACUUUAUCAAAUAUGCUCAUCCAUAUAUAUAAAUAUAUAACUGACAAUGGAAAUUCUCACAUAUAUAUAUAUAUAAAAUGAUAUUAAACCUCUGUUAAACCUCUGACUUCGGACACAUUUUGCUUGUAAAUCUACUCUAAAACACCUAUGAUACUAUCUUGAGACUAGUCACAUCUUGCUGAUCAUUGUAAAACCCAGACAAAUCUGUACUUCUAGAAUGUAUUACCUAUGUCAUCACAACCUCAUUGCCACCUUCACCACUCAUUGCUACAAUUAGCGCCACUCCAUCGGCACCACUAGUGUCCAGUAUGCCCACUGGUUCUUACGGGAGAUGUCUGAGGAGGUCAACCAAGUGAUCACCUCUAUUUGUGAGGAACAGUGUAUGCUCAACUAUAAGGUAACCACGGCGAUGGUACACAUGGAAUUGGGUUUGGUCUUAUGUCAGAUUAAUGUAAAAUAUAAGUAAGUGUUGUAAAGUAGGUCAAUUUUUUAAUGAUCUGAAAUUUUUCAAGGUUCGUAUCAGCUCAGUAGGAAGACUUUAUUUAUGUUAAUCAGAUGGUUUAAUGGUCCUUGGAAUAGUAAAGUGUAAUGAAGAGAAGUAAUAUGAAAUUUGUCUACUGUCUUAAAUAGUAUUAAAGAAUAACGACGACACCCCCCCCCCCUUUUUCCUCCGAUGAAAAAAUAAUAAUAAUUUCUCUUGGCUUAAAUUAAUGAUGAUAUUUUUUUUUAACAAAAUACUAUUUGAUCAAAGUAAUAAAGACUGCAUCCAUGUUGCUGUUACCUCACAUAGUAAUAUAGUAUAUUGAUCCCAGCAAAAAAGGUAGGUUUGCCGUGAUGAUCCACAAUUUCUUAUUUUUGCCCUUGUCAACUCAAUAUCUGCAUGUUUGCCCUUGUAAUUUAUUCACUCAGACAUGGCAUAUGGGUUUUCCUAUUGAUCUAAAACACUGGUGUAGGACAAAGGCAAAACUUAACAUCUGUAAAAUUUUAAAUUUUGAUGACUGAUGAAAAGUACCUUUUUCAGCUAACCAUGCCAAGUUGAUACCAUGAACUCUGGUUGGAAAGCUUUUCUCUUAUGUAUCUCUGAUUUAUUAAUUUUGUUUUAGUUUGAGUCUGUUAAAGUAAUAGUUAUAAAGAGAGAAGAAAAAAAUUAUGGGAAGUAGUAAAUUGAUGUACUAAUCUGGGCUGUUAUUUAUUACAAUAAAUGUUUCACAAAUAUUUAUUUGUGGCUAUUAAAUAAAAACAUGAGUAUUACACAAAGAUGAUUUUAUAAUAGUCUGUUGGAAAUUCUUUCAUCCUAAACGGUAGGUAAACCUCCUGCAUGAUUUUCUUUUCAGUACUGUUGUCACCUUCACUCUGUUACACCUUUACCUAUGCACGAUCAUCAUUUAUAGUAAUUUAUUAUCUUAUUUAAUUGCUAACAAAAAAUGUUUCAUUUAACAGUUUGAAUUUUCUUACAAACUCCAACUUCUGAAAUUUGAUUUGAUUUGUUUGAUUUUUUUUUUUUUUUGUGGGGUUGAAUUUAAGACACACGUAAGGCGGCCAUUACUUCAUAUUAAUGAGCACACACUCAAUCUUACAUGAUUAUUUUCUUACUGUGAAGAAUAAAUGGGUGGUUAUUAAUUUCUUGCUGUAAGUAUAUAAAUGCUAACUUAAUCUGUAGUAUAUGCUUACUUUAAGCUGUAGUAAAUGCUUACUUUAAUUUGUGCUAAAUGCUUACUUUAGUUUGUGGCAAAUGCUUACUUUAAUUUGUGGUAAAUGCUUACUUUAAUCUGUAGUAAAUGCUUACUUUAAUUUAUAGUAAAUACUUAAUUUAAUCACUGCUUAAUUUAAAGGAUCCACUGCUUAAUUUGAAGGUUCAUUCAGCUGAGAAUAUAUUAAAAGUUACAUUUUUAAUAAUUAUUUUUAAACGAAAUUACAAGAUUAACAAACUAACUUAAAGUCAGUUCUAGUUCUGGUAUUAUCAUUAAAACACAGACAUUUCUAGCUCUGGUAUUAUCAUUAAAACACAGACAUUUCUAGUUCUGGUAUUUUCAUUAAAACAAGACAUUUCUAGCUCUGGUAUUUUCAUUAAAACAAGACAUUUCUAGCUCUGGUAUUAUCAUUAAAACAUGGCCAUUUUCAUUAUCCAAAGUUCAAUUUGUUGGAAGAAGAACUGAAAUUCUUGAAUUUCAAGCAAUAAAAAAUAUUUAUUUUAGACAGCUUUGUUGUAAAUGGACUCAGUAUGUAGCAAAAUAUAACACUGAAAAGUAUUACAAUUCAGUAAUAGUUGAUGUAAUGGUAUUGAGUCUGUGUGGCCUUGCAAUAGAAGUAUUUCAUGUAUAACUGUAGAAGCAUGUUUGGGGCAGGAUUUUUAUCAUGGCUUGUACUUGUGUCUCCCAAUCACCUACCCUGUGAUCUCACCAGCGGAUCUCAGUAGGCAGGUCAAGCGUCAAAUAUGCCCACUGGUUCCUGAAAGAGAUGGCUGAGGAAGUCAAUCAGGUCAUCACAAAUAUCUGUGAGGAGAGUGUGCAAAUGGACCACAAGGUAGGAGGAGGCUUGAUCUGUAUGGUGUCAGAUUCACCUAAUGUUACAUGGUGACACCUUUUAAGUAAGGGUGCUGGGGGGUGAAAUUCACCUUUCAAUGUGACGCCCAAUAAGAAAGGGGCUGAGGGUUGUUUUUUCAACUUGCCAAUGUGACACAACUUUGGGGAUGUUGCAUUUUAACUAUUUGUUCAAACAAGUGUUUAUCUCAUAUUAGUUUUAAAAAAUGUUUGGUAAUCUGAUGGCAAUCCAACAGUUGACACUGUCAAGAAGCGUUUCAUCUGUAUGGCCAAGUCUUUCACUUCAUUCCGUUCGGCAGUACAUCAUACAGCAACAGUCACCAAUGCAACAAACAUCAACCGGUUCGUUGUAAACAAAAGUUUAUUUAACCACAAUUCACAAACCAAGGCUGAUACUUAAUGUCGAAGCAACAAUCGAAUCCUUUCAGCACAACUCUUCAUUUAAUUAACCGAAAUUUCCAAACUAUGUUUGAUACUUAAUUUCUCAGCACAACACUUAUCAGUAUUCAAUUCACAACAGUCCAUGUAGCACAUCCGCCAUCUAUCUUCUCUAACAACAGCAAAACUAACGCGUCACUUUCCACUACACAAUUACGUCAUAACACUCUCACACAAACGAUACGGCUGCACAUAAAAUCUCUAACUAACUUCUUUUCCCUAUCACACAUGACAACAACGCUCUACACAUAACAACAGUGAUUCUCAUACCCUCGACAGACACUAGUGAGCUUACCAGCAUUCAAGUGUACAACUUUGACUUGUAUGUCAUUUGUUUGUGGUGUUAUGUACAGUAAUGAUGAACAUUCUGGUAUCACUUAAGAAAAAGAUGAUGGCUAUUAAGAAUUAUUAUAAAUAAUUUAACCAGUUCUUCUUAGACAAUGAACAAAUUUGCACCACACAGAAAAUUGGAAAUGGAUUUUUUUUAUAAAGUCUUGAUCCUGUUUUCGUUGUUACAAGUAUGUGGAUGCCAACAAGAUGGCGGAACACAAAAUAAGAGUACAAAAAAGGACAGUAAUUAAUUAGAAAAAUAUUAAAAUUUGUGGAAAAACACAGAAACCUAGAGGCAGAUGGCUCUCCGGUGGACCAAGACUGAGAUGGAUCGACAAUGUAGAGAAGGACUUACACCGGUUGGAGGUUCGCGCAUGGAGGCGGAAAACCAUGGAUCAAUCCAAAUGGAAGGAUGUGGUGGAGCAGGCUAGGGCCCUGAAUGGGCUGUAGCGCCACUAAUGAUGAUGAUGUGGAAAAAUACAAUAAAGACUUUAGCCAAGAUGUUUUCGGAUAAGUAUAAAUUAUUUAGAGAAUCUGAACAGCUCCUUAUGCUGCCAUCGUAUCCAACAACUUUAUAAUCAUAUAAUUAUUCUCCUGACCCAAUGUCUUGUGAGCUUGCCUCAAGACACGGGCUUAACUUGACGAUGUGUCUACCUCAAUGAUGUGUCUACCUCACAUUGAAGACUGGACCUGGUGGACCAUUGCAAGACUGGACCUGGUGGACCAUUUCAAGACUGGACCUGGUGGACCAUUUCAAGACUGGACCUGGUGGACCACCCUAAAGAAAUUCUUACAUGAUCCAAUGGUUGGAAAAACGGGGGCAACAAACGUGAUGUGGAAUGCAUAAAGAGCACAGUGAGUCACAAAAAGCACUGCUGGUCUUCCACUGCAUCUUAGUCUAUUUCCAGUCAUUUUGACUAAGACUUGCCAUCUGAUCAAAAAAGGCAAGGACGAGAAAGUAAGGCAGACGAAUUAAACAACUCUCCCUCACCUUAAUCAAAAUAAAUCGCAUGUCAGGGCUGUUACCUGUAGAUGUUUAAGCUGCCCUAUUCGCCACGCCCUUUUGUUAAUCUCAACCGAGAAGGAUGUCAGAAAAUGUGCUCUAGUUAGAAGUUGAGUUGCUCCCCUCUAUAAGGUACUGUCCCAAUGAUUAAUCUAGGAUGUGUAUAAAGAAAUAUGAAAAUCCUCUCAGAGGAAACAGAGGUAACUUAAUUUAAAUGUUAAGAUAUUUUUAUAAUCCAGGAUGUUGGCAGGUUUGAUAUGUUAACUGUAAUAAGGUGCUAUUGUUUCCUUCACACUUGAAAGCAUUGUUUUAUUUGUAAACUGUAAUAAAAAAUUUUAUCGGCUUGAUAAUGUUGUUCAUAAAGAUUUAUCAUUGACUAUGUAUUCCUGAUGUGUUAACAAAGUGAACCCAAAUAUGUGACUGUAUGAGGACCUUUAUCUUUCUUUGAGGUUUGAUUUUUUUUUGCCCAUUGGUUAUUGCCUGAUUCUUACAUAUUUUUUUAAAACUUCCUACUGAGCUGUUAGCACCAAUAAAUAAACCUUGUCCGUUACAAGAAAAUACAGAUAGAACAAGUUAACAUUUCAUAUAUAUAUCUUUUUUUAAAAACAAUUUUUUUAAACUUUGACUAUUCAUUAUAUCAUUUUUAUCAUAAAUCUAAUUAGAUUUUGACAGUAUCCCCCCCAGACCUGAUGUGGUCAAGACAAUACUAGUGGUGGGUUUUGAAAGUUGCAGUAAACCAUUUGAAUUUCACAAAUGAACUCCUUUAUCACAGCUCCUCCCUAAACAUAGUGCAGCCAUCAUCUUGUCUCAAAGACAGAAGUCCAAAGACAAGAAGGAGAAAAAGUUUCAGGAGCCUGAAAAGCCUGGCCAGGAGAGUGUCCGUAAAAACAGAGAAAACUUUACUAGGUGGGUGACUUUGUCAAGUAAAAGGAAAGUUGUCUUUGAAUAGGAAAUCUUAAGUGUAUCAUUUUGAUUUUAAGGAAAUCGUUGCAUCAACAAACAAAAAAUUAUUAUAUAUUGUAUAAGAUUACAACUUAUAAUGUAUCUCAAAUAUUAUUUGCAAAACAAGGUAAAUGCAAUAAAAUCUGUUUGUAUACAAGGAAGAAAGAAAGAAAGAAAUUUUGGUCAAUUUCAGAAUGGAUAAACUUCACAUGGCAUUGACAGAUCUUUGCUACGCCAUCAAUUACUGUACAGUGAUACAAGUGUGGGACCACGGCUUUGUGCCACGAGAGUUUUUCCUUCAGCAUUUAGAAACCCGGUUUAACAAGUAAUUUUAUUGACAGACUCAUUGACUAAAGUUAUUACCUUAGAGCGCCUACAUUGUGGCUGCUGCAAAAUUUGUUUUUGUAAUACACAAUGUCCUAAGAAAUAGCUAGAAGUUUUGUUUAGUUUUUAGUCAGCUAUAGGACAAUUACUUUGUAAGUUUGUCAACUCUUAGAACUAUGAAACUGAUCUCCACAGAGCUCUUGUUGGGAUGAUGAUGUACAACCCUGAAACCAAUGAGAUUGCCAAACCUUCAGAACUGCUCAAUGGAGUACGUGCCUACAUGAAUGUUUUACAGAGCAUUGAAAACUAUGGUAAGUCAGUGUUAGGAAAUUACAAUUUUAUACCAAUUACCCUCAUCAUCAUCAUCAAUGGCACUACAGCCCAUGUAGGGCCCUGGCCUGCUCCACCACAUCCUUCCAUUCGGAGCGAUCCAUGGCUUUCCGUCUCCAUGCUCGAAUCCCCAACUGGUGUAAAUCUGUCUCCACAUCAUCAAUCCACCUCAUCCUUGGGCGACCGAUGAGUCGUCUGCCCCUAGGCUUCUGCCUGUAUAUGAUUUUGGCUGCUCUGCAUUCCGGCAUCCUUUCAACAUGACCUGCCCAGCGUAUUCUGCCUUUUUUUAUCAUUGUGACUAUGGGUGGUUCUUUGUACAAAUCGUAAAGUUCUUGGUUUGUACGUAUUCUCCAGGUAUCAUUUUCUAACACUGGAAGGAUUUUCCUCUCCCAUGUGUUGAGCAGGUUCUCUGCUUUUCUGGUGAGGGUCCAGGUCUCACUAGCGUACGUUACUACAGGUCUUAUGAUGGUGGUGUAUAUUGUCUUCUUUGUUCCCCUUGAUAAGUUUUUGUUUCUCAGUAGCUUUUGUAGACUGAAAUAGGAACGGUUGCCUGCUGUUAUCCUUUCUUUCACCUCUGUCAUUAUCUCAUUGUGCUCAUUUAUAGUUGCCCCUAGAUAUUUGAAUGUGUCCACUCUCUCAAAUUUGUGGUUGUUUAUAUUGAUGUUAUCAUCAGCAUGGGAGUUUCUUGACAUUAUCAUAUAUUUUGUCUUCGGUUCAUUUAUAUCAAGGCCAGCUUUGAAUGAGGCAUUUUCUAGUUCCCUGAAUGCUUUAAUUACGUCAUUACGGUUUUUACCCAGUAGUGCAAUAUCAUCUGCAUAUGCCAGGUACUGCAAUGGUUGGCUAUAUAAGGUUCCUGAUGGUCGUUGCUCUGUAGUAUCUCUCUGGAAAUAGUUUGUUAUGGUUCCACUGGUGCUAAUGUGAAUGCUUCUAAUAACUUUUUCUAGCGUGAUGUUAAACAGGAUACAUGAUAGUGAGUCUCCUUGUCUGAGGCCCCGAUUAACUAUGAACUCCCUAGAAUAUUCUCCCUGAAUCUUGAUUCUGCUUUUGGAGUUGGCCAUUGUCAUGUGUAUGAGCCGAGUAAGCUUGUUAGGGACUCCAAGUUCUUGUAGAGCAUUGUAUAAGUAAUUCCUGUUUACACUAUCGUAUGCUGUUUUGUAAUCCACAUAUAGUUGGUGUAUGUCGAUGUUAUAUUCGUAGCAUUUCUCCAGGAGACUUCUUAUAGUAAAAAUAUGAUCCGUGGUUGACCUAUUCUGCCUAAAUCCACAUUGAUAGUCCCCUAGGAUCUGUUCACUGUACUUUUCCAAUUUUCUCGCUAUAAGUUUGUGAGGAUUUUGUACAUUACAUUAAGAAGGGAGAUACCUCUAUACUUUGAGCAUAUCAACUUAGAUCCCUUUUUGUGGGAUUAUGAGUGUCGUGUACCAUUUAGUUGGCAUUUCUUCCUCCUGCCAGAUUCUGGUUAUAAGUUCGUGUAUUUGCCUAUGCAGUUCGCUACCACCUAGCUUUAUGAGUUCUGCAGGGAUAAGGUCUAUUCCUGGGGCUUUGUUAUUUUUCAUGGUGGAGAUUACAUCUUUUAUUUCAUUUAAAGUUGGUUGGUUGACCAGUGGGUCCGGUCCUCCUUGUGGCGGGGCGUAAUCCUCAUUGGUUCCUCCACCUGAGGCAUUCAGUAAGCCUUCAAAGUGUUGUGCCCCUCUCUAGUACUCUACUGCUCUCUGUCAUCAAUUCUCCAUCCGUGCUUUCACACAUGUGGGAUCUUGCUUGUGUGGGAUCUUGCUUGAAAGCCAUUCUUUUCCUGCUUUAUCUUCAGGUACACUCCCCUCACAUCUCUUUCUUUUGCCAACUCUUCUAUCUAUACUAUUUUUUAUUUUUCCCAAACACGUUUUUUCUUUCUGCAAAUUUUGCUGGCCACUCUUCUUGCUUCAUUAUAUAAUUGUCGCGUUCUUCUUGUUUCCCUUUGCAGCAUCAUUAGCCAAGCUUUGUUUCUUUGUUCUAUAAGUUCUUUGCAUUCUGCGUCAUACCAUCCUGUUCUUUUCACUGCUGGUUUAAAUCCAAUCGUUUCCUCUGUUACACUUGUGACUAUUUGCUUCAUCUUUUCCCAUUGCUGAUUUAUAUCAACGUUGCUGGCUGAUUCUCUUUUGUAUAAUUCUAGUUGAGUUUCAAUCUUCUGUUGAUAUUCCUCAGUAAUUUUUGGGUCCCUACUCAGUUUCUGACAAUUGUACUGUUUUUCUCUUUUAUUUUGUUUAUUGUGGAUGUUACAGAUUCUUUGCUUAUAUUUGAUUCUAACAAGCAUGUGGUUUGAGUGUAUGUCCGCCCCUCUACAACUUUUCACAUCUGAUAUGUCCGAGCCAUGCCUCCGGUCGAUGAGUACGUGGUCUAUUUGAUUACGGAUAAAUCCAUCUGGAGAUAUCCAUGUCGCUUUAUGUAUUUGUUUAUGUUGGAAUACUGUGCUACUGAUUAUCAUUCCUUUUACAGAGGCGAAGUCUAUAAGACGUGUCCCGUUGUCAUUGCUCUCAUCAUGCAUACUUUCCUUUCCGAUUGUUGGUCUGUAGACUAGUUCUUUCCCAAUUUUUGCAUUGAAAUCGCCAAGGACUAUUUUGAUAUCAUGUCGUGGAGCCUCAUCAAAUACUCUUUCCAGUGUUUCGUAGAAAGUUUCCUUCAUGCUUUCAUCUGUAUCUUCCGUUGGGGCAUGUGCACAGAUCAACGUGAUGUUAAACACUUUUCCUCUAAUCCUUAUGGAGCAUAAUCUUUCUCUCACUGGUUUAAACCCAAUGACUGCAUUUACUGUCUCUCUUUUGACUGCAAACCCUGUUUCUAAUGUAUUUGUGUUGUUUCCACUGUAGAAUAUUGUAUAUUCCUUUGUAUUUAGGAUAUCUCAGUCUUUCCAUCUAAUCUCCUGUAGUGCCGCAAUCGCGAUUCUAUAUCUAAGUAAUUCCUCACUGAGGCGGGCCAAGGCCCCUGCUCUGUAUAAACUGAGUACAUUCCAAGUCGCUAUCCAAAUUUUAUGUGUGUAGUCAGGCAUGGGUCGAAAUCCAUAAAUAUCAGUCCGUUUUUCUGAUUGUGGUUUCACUUUCGUAACAUUAGCUUUUUUACGUGACAGGGUCGUCAGCCCUGGCGCACAACCGUCUGGGGGAUGCCCCUUGCAGCUCUCAGGGUAGCUGCCUUUGAUAUUGGGUCGUGUCCCUAGCCUUUGUGGAUCCCUCCACUUCCUACAAGGCAGUAGGUACUGAUUUUGGUCCGCCCCGGGUAUUUUAUUUCCCCAGUACCCUCCAUAUCUGGUGGGCUUUCCCCUAUCCGCCACCUGGGGAGGCGCUCGAUGGAAGAUCAGUAUCUCCUCACGAGAUACCAAUUACCUACAGUUUCCAAACUAACAAAAGAACUCAUUUAUGAUGAAUACCUUUUGAAAUCCAAGUAAAAUGUUAUGCUUUUUUUUAACAUUAAGAAAAAUAGUUUGGUCCAUUGUUGAGAUAUAAGAUGUGUCAAUUUUUGAAAGUGAAAAAAAUUAGCUUUGUCCCAUUAUUAUUAUAUAUGAUUAUGAUAUUAUGUUUUGUGUUGUGUAUUUUAUAUGUUAGAUAAGGAAAGAGCAUUAUAAAUAUCUCCAUGCUUUACAGUUCACAUAGACAUCGUACGAGUGUUCAACAACGUGCUUCCCAUGCAGACACAGCCCACUGACGCUAAUGGAGAGAAGACAAUCACACACAAUUACACUCAUUGGUAGGUUAGGCUUAUAGGAACUAUCAAUGGUGGUGCCAGAUCUUUGGCACUUUAAAACUUAUUAACAAUUUUAAGAAGGUAAGAGGGGGGGGGGGAAUAUUUGCAAUUAAUUAAUACAUUGUCUGUUUUAUUCCAGGUAUCUUGAGGUACUGUUGAUGCGAGUGGCAUGCAAUGCAGGUCAGAUAGUUUUCUCACCAAGCAGAAAAGCCUUCGUUACUGUCUCCCAGGGGGAUGGAGUUCUCAUGGCAGCUGAGGAGUAUGCUGAUCUGACAGGUGAGAACCAGGUCUCAGGUGUUCAUUGAGAUUAGCUGAUUCAGCAUGGGGUGUGAAAUAAGUUCAGCUUUUAUAAUGUGUGCAGUACAUGGCACUGAAUGGACAGCUUAUAAACUGAGUCUGCUAUGUAGUUUGAGCUGAAGCCAUUUUUGGAACGUGGAGACAACAGAACAACGUAUGAACAAAUAAUUUUUGUUCAUACCAUGAACAAAAUUUCUAAUAACUUUUCUUUAUAAUUGGGUGGUAAAAUUUGGAAUAUUAAAGGCUGCGACUAUUGGCAUCCGGGUACCAGAAGUGAGAGGUUGGGAUAAAAAAACUAUUUAAAAUAUUAUUGUUGGGUUUGUACGACAAAAUGAGGUAUCAAAUGAAAGAUAAUUGAAUGGACUAUAUGUUUGUAAACUUAAUUCUUCAGUUUAACUUAAAUAAACUACCACAAAUGACACCCGAAUAGCAUUUAAUCAAAUGGACCCGGACACGCAUCGACGCCAUUCGCACCCGGGUCCCAUUAGACUCAUGCUAUUAAAUGAUGAUAAGACUGAGCUGCUCCCCAUCGCGACCGCUCAGAAGCAAAAAUCUGCAAAUAACACUACAUCCAUUACUCUCUCAGGUGUGCGUAUUGAGUUAGCUCAAACAGUGCGGUACCUGGGUGUCUACCUAGAUGGAAGACUAACUUUUGAAAGUCAUAUUAACAUGCUAUGCAAGGCGAUUUUUCUAGAGCUGCGCAGGAUUAGUCACAUCAGGCCCUUCCUAACAAUUGAUGCAACAAAGAGGCUGAUGUCUGCAUUUGUGCUAUCACGCAUGGACUAUUGCAAUGCUCUUAUGGUGGGUCUUCCAGCUACGCUCCUGGAUAAAAUUCAAAUAGCACAGAAUAAUGCGGCUCGCAUUGUUCUCCGCAAACGCAAGUUUGACCAUGCAAAAACACUUCUGAGAGAGCUGCACUGGCUGCCAGUGCGUGCUCGCAUGGAGUACAAAAUCGCAACUUUGUGCUACCGCUGCUUACAUGACCUGGCGCCGUCCUAUCUGAAAGAGCUGCUGACGCCUUAUGUACCCACUAGAGAGCUCCGCUCAUCCGAUAGUGGCAAACUCUCGACACCACGUGUUCGCCUUGAGACUUACGGAAAGCGCACUUUCGCAUUUGCUGGUCCAACAAUUUGGAAUGCCCUUCCUGUCGAUCUCAGAAACAACCAGACACUGGAGUCCUUUAAAACCGAUUUAAAGACACAUCUAUUUCGCAAACACCUUCUGUGAUGAUUGUCAACAUUAUUUUCCAGUUAAUGCAUAAUGGCUGUGUUGCUUAUGGUUGAAAUGGCUAGAAAGACUUUGCCAUUGUAUGCUUGUACUUAGUUUUUGUCGUGUUGCGUUUGUUUUAAAUGUGGUAAACUAUAGAUUUGUUUUUUUUUUGACUUUGUACCGCGCUUCGAGCCUUUGGGGAUGAAGCGUGUUUUUGAAAUGAACUUUAUUAUUAUUAUUAUUUGAUACCUCAUUUUGUCUUACAAACCCAACAAUAAUAUUUUAAAUAGUUUUUUAAUCCCAACCUCUCACUUCUGGUACCCGGGUGCGAAUAGCCACUUUGAAUAUUAAAAGGCAGUUUAUCAGAAAAUGAGACCUCUGCUUUGAAGUGCAAUGAUCAAAUAAAUCUGACACCACUAAGGGGGAGAGGGUGACAUGGAUCAACUGACAUUUAACAAAAGCUGUUGACAUUUUCAUCAUCAUUAUUUUAAUGUCACCAGAACUCCGUGCCCUGGCAGAGUUGAUAGGGCCCUAUGGCAUGAAAUAUCUAGGGGAGAGACUUAUGUUAAACAUCGCUGGACAAGUUGAUGAAAUCAAGGUUGGUAAAUAAAUAGGUGCAUUUCACGAAUACAGAUUUAUUUACUUGAGUAAUUGGAGGUAGUCAUUGUUUGUAGAGCUUACUUGGGCUAAAGAACAUCACUUUUGCCUUAGAUGAGGACACUUACCUCUUUGGAUUGGCUUUUAAAUGAAAACUAUUUAAAUUUAAAAAAUGUCUCAGAUCAUAAAAUAAGUUCAUGCAGACUUUGGUCAACAGACUUCAAUUGUAUUCUUCUUUGUAUCAGUUAAUGUUAACGUGAAUCUGGUAUUGAAGUUGUUGGAGACCUGACCUUAUUUCUCUUAAACAUCUCUAAUGUGAGGCUGGACGUUUGUCUCUAACAGAAGCUAGUGGUGGCCAACAAAGACACCCUUGUACAGUUGAGGAGCAGCUUCGACAAGCCAGAGGUCAUGAGCAUUCUGACACGCAAGCUAAUGAGUGAGUACACUGCCACCUGGUGGUCAAACCUUCUUUAGUAUUCUCACAUUUCUGCCAGACGAAUAAAUUUAUUUGGCACUAUAGGUAUAAGAAAGGGUCACUUUUUAAAAUUGAAACAAAAAGAUCAUAUUUACUCUAGUCCUGGAUUUUGGAUCUGUCAACCGUUAAAAGAUCAUCAUUUAUGAAAUUAGAUAUUCCAUACAUAAAUUUGAAAGCAAAUCAAUUUUUUCUACAUCAUCAUGGCUCUGAAAGAUAUGUUUCUAGUAAAUUUAAUGCCUUUUGUCAAAUCAUAAAUGACAAAUUAUUGGAAGGACCAUUAAGUAGAUGUAAUAUCAAAUUUUGGUCAUGCUGGGCCAGUUAGGCCUACUAUGGCAAAAUUCCUUCUCCUCUCUUCCCUCAAGUCUAUUGGAAUGUGUGUCAAACAUAACCACUGAUGAUCUAAUCAAACACUGGCAUGAUUUACAAGUUUUUUCUAAAAAUGUAACAAGUGGUCCUUGUUGCCUUAAGGUCUCACCAUAAACGUCCCUUUGUUUUAUAACAUCAUGCAACCCAAGUGCAUUUUUGAGUAAGAGAUUCAGUCUAAGGUCUGGAUGUCGUAACAUAACUUUGUAUUAAUGUACUCUAGAAAAUGAAAAUAUUAGCCUAUUGUGGCAUGUCAUGAUAAACUGGUUGAUCUCUCAGCUUCCAUGUAGUGGUGAUGCAUUGCGAUGUUACUGAAUUAGGGGGUAGCUACCUUAGUUUGUCUGAUAUGCAGAUUGGUAGUGUGGUAAUGGAAUGAAAUAUUGGCUAGUUCAUAUCUCAUAUGUACUGCUGCAUUGAUGAGUUACCUUGUUUGAAUCAGUCAUCUGUAGUGUCAACAACAUAUCUUUUUUUCUAGGCUUUAUAAUAAUAAAUCAAUAAUGAUUAAUGAUUGGGUUAAUUAUGAUUUUAAAACUUUAAUUUGAUUAAAUCAAAAUGGAAAGAACUCUCUUUUCCUAAAAAUACCAUAAUUAUUGUUAAAACCAUUUUGGCUUCAAUUUUGUUGGUUCAGUUAAGUUUAGCAUCCAUAAACCCAAACCCCCCCCCCCCUUCCUAUUGUAUUGCCUUACUUCGGUGAUGUUGCCUCCCCUCUCUCAAAUGGAAUUAUUUUUUACUAUGGCAAAGGAAAUUAUGUUGUAGUUUUUCUGAUAAUUUUAUAGCAUAAACAUACAAUCUGUAGUAUAAUAAUUUCCCUUUUCAUCUUGUAAUACUAAUACGCUCCAUUCCCACCUCUCAUGAUAUCGUAAUAUUUUCCCCAUCUACCCCACUUGUGAUGAUACAUUCUGUAAUCAAUGUUCUUGUUUCUGCCACUCAAAGCUCCAUACAAGAACGCUCCUUGUGGUAAGUUUAAUUCUGCAAGCCUUUCGAAAGGUUUGUUUACCUGUGUGCCAGCACAUAAAACUAUAAUAAGUCUUAUUUGUUUUUUUAAACACAUUUGUUGUGCCAGCACAUUCAACUAUUAUAAUUCUGUUUAUUUUAUUAAACACAUUUGUUGUGCCAGCACAUUCAACUAUUAUAAGUCUGUUUAUUUUAUUAAACACCUUAGAUGUGCCAGCACAUAAAACUAUAAUAAGUCUAUUUUUUUUAAACACCUCUGUUUCUUUAUUUUGUAGUAAAUUUGUGUAGCCUCUGUUUAAAAAAAAAAAAAAAAUAACAUUAGCAUAAUUAAUGUACCUAUUUUUGUAGCAGUAUUUAAUGUUGUAAGUGCUGCAUUGACUCGAGUUUAACCUGCAUACAUAUUGCCUGACCAAGAUGGGAUUAAGAAAGAAGUCAAUGUUAAAGUCAUGUCUCCUAAAGUCCUCAUCUUGUAGUUCAAAUUCAUUUAGUUAAGUUUGGUGGUUGUUUAUAGUUAGGACAUAACCAUUUUUAAAAAAAAAUCACUAACCUCCUUUUUUAUUCUCUAUUAAUUGCCGUUAUCAGUAUUUUCUUCUCUGCUGUUAAUUUAAUUUCAAUAUUAAAAAUCUUUAACUGAGUGACUUUGUGGUCAAGCCAGUGAGACACAGAAUUAGCAUUUUUAAGAUGGUCUGUGGUUUCACGUUCCGGCAAGUCCAAAGUUUUAUGCCCAGGAAUACCCUGAACCUGAUCUUUUCCCACUUGUGGGUUUAACGGUGGUGGGGAGAGUUAAAUUAAGCCAAAUUACAAAUGAUGUGAUCUAAAAAUUACGAGAGACAAAAAUGGUACGGAGGAGAAGGUCGGGGAGGGUUUUAAAAUCAUACAAUACAUUUUAAAGUUUGGCUUUACUGAUGUACUUCAAUUAACUCUAUAAUGAAUGUGCAGAAACUAUUAAUAUAAGAACAAUAUUAUCUCAACUAAAGAAAUAGUUUUAUCGUGGGCAUCUGGUGAAAAUUGAUUAGUCCACUAACUUCUCUUUCUGCUCGUUUUAUGCCAAUUUUAUUUGCUUUGGUGUGAUAUAGCUUUGCUUUAGGAUACACCUUUUUAUUUACUUUACUGUACUUGGAGGUAUCUAGAUGUGGUCACCUAAAAGCAUGAAAAAUGGGGGGGGGGGGGUUUACCUCAUUUUUUUCCACAGAUCAAAAUUGAAAAUAUUCCAUUGUUUUUUUUUUUUUAUUUUGUGUGGGCUUUAAUUAUAAUUCUCUUUUUAUUUAUGGCUGUUUUUAGGGGGGGGGGGGGGGUUUACCUCAUUUCUUUCCACAGAUCAAAAUUGAAAAUAUUCCAUUGUUGUUUUUUUUUUAAUAUGUGUGGGCUUUAAAUAUAAUUCUCAUUUUAUUCAUGGCUGUUUUUUUCCAUAUAACUUUUUAAAAUCUUAAAUACCAGUUAUAAUUCAGGCCUUUUUUAACGUUCAUCAAAAUAACUUUAUAUUCAUUUCUUGUAAAACAUUAGGAUAUUGUAAUAAUCAGUCUUAAGAUUAUUUUGAAUUUUGGUGUAAUCUGUAUAAUAUUAUAAAAUAUUAUAAAAUGAUUUAGUCUUCUAUAAUAAAUUUUAGUCUUAUCAUUAUACACAGUGUAUUGCAAAUAUGUAUGUGAUAAAUAUAUAUGUGUAAAUAUAUAUAACACUUUUACUUUUUGUUCAGAUAUUUAACACUUUUACUUUUUAUUGGAAAUUCUUUGAUGUAUGUUAUAUAAAUACCUGGGUGUUGGUGAAAUUAAUAGAGCAAAAUGUAAAGUCAGCCAUUUGAUACAGGGUACAACUCAAUGUUUCUAUGUGUGUUGUAGAUGCUGAUGUCUUGUUGUUGCGGAUGACAAGAAUUGGUGUCCUGCUGGCAUUCAGGUCCUUGGCUCAGGAAGCUCUUAAUGAUGUAAGUUGCACUAUUUAAAAAAUUGUUUUUGUUGUAGCCUUAUAAGUGAGCAUGUUUUCUUCUUAUUAAAUUUUGUAUCACAAUUUCAUCAUGGACUCAACCUUUUAUAAAUUACAAAUGCAGUGGACUGACAGGUUAUUUCUUCCAUCCAUGUCAGGUACUGGAACAAAGAAUCCCAUUCUUGAUGGGCUCUGUACGAGACAUCCACCAUCAUGUGCCCAACACUAAAGAUUCCAUGGUAAGUUUCAGUCAUAAGUAAAUUUGAUCACAACACAUGACACAGUCAUCCUAGUACCAAUUUGGUUGGGAUGUAAGUAAAUUUGAUCACAACACAUGACACAGUCAUCCUAGUACCAAUUUGGUUGGGAUGUAAGUAAAUUUGAUCACAACACAUGACACAGUCAUCCUAGUACCAAUUUGGUUGGGAUGUAAGUAAAUUUGAUCACAACACAUGACACAGUCAUCCUAGUACCAAUUUGGUUGGGAUGUUGACUCAGUUUAUUUGGAGAGAUAGACAUGGACAAGAAAGUGUUCAAAAAGUCAAAUAUAAAAUAAAGUUUCGGGUAUGUGUAUGAAUAGCUCUUGAACUAAAGAAAUAUUACUUGUAAUUACUUAUCUGAAGUCAUACCUAAAGCCGUCAGGUAUGUGUAUGAAUAUUUCUUGAACUAAAGAAACAUUACUUGUGAUUACUUAUCUGAAGUCCUACAUAAAGCCAUCAGGUAUGAACUCAUUUUGAAAUGAGGUUCAGCUAACUUUACAAUCACUUUGUUAUUAUGUCAGAUCAGAUUCUUGCUGCAUGAUAUUAUCAAAUAAGCAUGGCCAGCAAAUCAUCUGUAUCUUGAAAAGGCUGCACUAAUCUUUUAAUAUCAUAAAUUAUGUUAUAUGGGUUUGUUGUUUUUUUUACAAUAUACUUGGAAGAGUGUGGUAGUGGUCUGAAAAUUGUAACAAACAAUUAGUUGGGCAUAGUGUAAAAAUGGUCAAAAAUGGUUUAAAAUACUUGUCAGAAUUUGGAGGAUGUAACGUUUGCAUAAGGAAGUAAAUCAUCAACUUUGCACAGCCUGCAUGAAUCUUCUUUGUCUUAAUUCUUAUGAAUGUACAAAAUACAUGGAAGUUAAUUUUAAAUUUGUGUACAAUUAAAAGGAAAUCUAAUUUGCUAAUUUGAUUGUACCAUUUUUUUUUAAAACAUAUAUUCAUUGACAAAGUUAUUUAAUAGUUUUAUGUGUUCUUUUCCCAUCAGCUUGUAAGUUGUUUUUUCAAUCAUUUUCUUCAGUAAUUGCACUCUAAUAUAACAUUUAAGUUGGGCUUAUUUUUUUUUUUACAGUAAAAAUAGUAUCUCACCAUAUGAAUAUAGUAGCUCAAGUAUAAUAAUUUCAUAUUAGUAGUGAAAUAUCACCAGCCUCUCUUUAACAUACUCUCAGUGACCCUUCAUAGAUCUCCACUUGUUACAAUAGCUUGUUUCUGACAACUGUAAAUGUACUUUUAUCAGCUGAUAUGUUGUGCCUGAUCUAUUGUAAUGUAUUUCUAUUAAGCAAAGGAGAAAAGGGGGUCAAUGCUAUUGUGAUUACUUCUCAACCCUUUCAUGACAUGCAACAUAAGUACAUGUUAGUUUUCUUUUUAAUGAUGUUAUUAAGGAUUGGUUUGUUUCUGUGUGUCUGCUCUGGGUUAUAUUUUAGAGGGAAAAAAUGUGAUUUUUACCCGACUAUUUGCACACUUCUCCAGUGACAAUGCCAGAUUUUGUCACUUUUGGCUGGUACUUUAUUUAAUUAUGCUUUGUGUGUUAGGGGCCACCGCUUGGUUUAUUCAUCUGUGAAGUCAGGUGCUGCCACUCAAAAACUAAGAGAGGCCUGGAGGCAUUACUUCAUUGUAUGGCACAACAAAAAAAACCAAAAUAAUAAAGACUGCUUGAAAUGGGCCAUUAAGAUUAAAUAGUUCAAACAGAACUUAUGUCUGCUACUUAAGUUUAAGUUAAAACAUAGCAACUAAUACCAUGACAAAGGAAAUACGGAAACAAUGUUUUACAUUGGUUUGUUAAUAAUAAUAAUAUUUCAUUCUCUUUCAUAUUCAUUUUUUUACUUUUUCAAUACAUUUUCACACUUUCAUUAAUGACAUCGCCCACCAUAGAAUAACUAAUGCUUUAAUAGUGUUGUGUGUUGUUGUUUUUUUUUGCCACCUGUUCCAGAUUUGAAUUGUAGUGAACAAGAAUAUUUACCAUUGAGGGUUUAGCCCCACUUUUUCUAAAGUGGUAUUUAUAGAAGCCUCCUCUUGAUUAAAAAAAAACACACUAGAUUAGUAUUAUUAGCCCUUAUAACUUCAUCUAUUUCAAACUAACGCACUUAAGUUUUAUUUCCCCCAUAAUGUACCUUUUUCUGAAUAAAAGUAAAGCCAUAUUGUAAUUUAACCUCACUGUUUAGCACUCACUAAAUUUGUUUUCUUUUUAUUAUCAUUGUGUUCAUUUUAAAUGUUUAGGAUUCAUACCUACAGUUUAUUUAAAUACAUUCUUUAAGUAAGUACUUAUACAAAUUUCUAUUUAAAUUCUAAAAAUUAUUUUAGCAAUGAGAAAGAAUGACUCACAUAUUUCAUGAUUCUUUUAAAAAGCUACAGAAAUACUAAUGAAAAGAUGUGGGUUCAAAGACAUUAUUGCACUUAUAAUACUAGUCUCUAAAUAAUCAGAAUGUUCAAGUCUUAUUAAAUUGUUAUAUCUAUAAAUUUAAUCCUGUGAUUUACCAUGAUUUUAAAAAGUUAUUUUACAGUUGCAUCGUUGGAGUAUUGUCAAGUGGAAUAGUGAUGAUGAGAUGUGCUAAGUUUUAAACACAAAAAAAUGUAGUUGUUUAUUUUUUCCCUUUUCAUUGUUUAGCUGCAGAGCUUUAAAAUUAGAGCUCUUUCAAAUAGGAAAUAAAAUAGGAAUAUCAGCCUGAUAGUAUAGAGGGCAUAUUUCAUUAGUUACAAAAUACUCAAAAAGUAAAAACAUUACCAAAAAAAACAACAAAGAAAACUAUAUAUAAAACUGUAGUUAAACAGAAAUAAUAUACACAAGUGAAAUUUUGACCUAAAAAACAACAGCAGAAAACCUAAUAAAUGCAUGAGAGAGAAAAGUUCUUUGUAAAAGAUAAGUACCAACAAAGGAUGAAUAUGAAUGAAGAAUAUGAACCAUCCAAGAAUUGUUUAGACUAUAUCAUGAUCCCAUCCUAGUAGCAGAAAUAAAAAAAGGCCGGCUACGCUGGGCAGCAAAAUCAGAAAGAAUGGCAAAGGACAGUGGAGUGAAGAGGGGUGCAUCUGAGUGGAAGGAAGUGGUGAGGCAGGCCAAACCCCUACACAGGGUGUAGCACAACAGGGAUUGAUAGAUUAAAAUAUGUUGGGAUACCUUUACUCUCAAAGGACUGUCAAUGACCCAUCCAUGAUUAUUUAUAAAAGGUAAAAUAUACCAGUUCUGUGGACUAGGCGAGUGAUUGACUUUUAAUGUGACAUGAAUUCUCACAGGAUGAAACACAUACAGUAUCAGUAGCAGCAAUCACCCACAUUUGUAAUUGUAAUGAACAAAUGUAAGGUUUAUAACUAUAUAAACAAAACAUGAUACAUUUAGUUUCAAACCCGGGCUAUUUUGCAUAUUUAUUCCAUCAACCAUACCAUGCCAAGUAAUGCUGAUUUUAGUUUUUGUAUCAGACAACACUGUUUGUUGUUUAAUAUCCAUUUCUUCCCACCUCCCCUCAUCUAUCCCAAAACAAACUCACUGUCCAAUUUAUCUCCAGAGGAAAAAAAGCAAACUGGUAAGAAGGAAGUGGCUUGUUGUACUUGGUGAUGUUAACAUAGUCCAAUAGCUAUCAUUUCAUGUAAUUCUAGGUCAGCAGCUUUGCUGGGGGGGGGGGGGGUGUGUCUGCCACCAAUAACAAGAACAUUUUGCUAGUAAAGAUUCUCACUAACAUUAAAGUUCAUUAAAGUCGAAUUUUUGUUUUAUUAACUUUUUUUUUUUUGCUUUUACUUUACAAAGCCACACAAUUAGAUUAGUGUACACGUAAACUAUUGUAUAGCUAAUUAUUAAUAUGUUAUACAAAAAAUAUUUCUCUUCCAACUUGUUACUAAUGUGUUUCAAAAUUUAGGUAAUAACAUAAUGGCGGAAGAGAUAUGGGAAAUAAAUGGUGAAUAAAUAUAUCAUAAAAAUGCUAUCUUUUCACCAAUCCUUGCAGCUCCAACGAAGGAAACAUUUUCAUCUUUGUCACCUACCCUGCAUUAAUUACUAUCUGUUGUAAAUACUGUUGCAUCUAUUCCACAAUGUUAUUCCAAUUCCUUGCCUCCAUCCCUUAGAGGGUUUUAUACUCCUCUCUUCAGUUUUCUCUUUGUGCCCACACAAAAAAUGUAUUUAAUUUUUUGUUAAUUUUAAUAUUCAGUUCAUUUCUAUCCGUGGUGGUCAUUGAUUUUGUAGUAAUUCUCCUGGCUGGGCAAAUUAAUUGUAUUGUAAAAUGCACAGAAGUGAAGAAUCUUAUUCUUAAUAUAUAAUAUGUAUUAAAUAUGGAACAAAACAGCCACAUUCUGCAUUUACAAAAUAUGCUUUUUUUCCCCCCUGACAGUGUGUUCUGUUUUAUAGCAUCCUGUUUUAUUUAUGUACCUGCACUUAAAGGAUUACAUGAUAUUUUUUUUUGAACAUCUGUUACCAAAACGUAAUGCAUAAGAUUUCAAAACUGGUGGGUUUUUUUAUGUAUACCGGUACUUUAAAUAACAUGAAUAAAAUAGUUGCAAGCGUUAUGCUUCAUUCAUGGCCAGGUAUAUGGCCAGGUAUAUGGCCAUAGAUGCAGGCCACAAGAUUCAUUCAUGGUCAGGUGCAUGGCUACAGUUGCAAGCCCUAAGCUUCAUUUAUGGUCAGGUAUAUGACCAUAGUUGCAAGCCAAAGAUUUAUUCAUGGCCAAGUAUAUGGUCAUAGUUGCAAGCCUUAAGCUUCAUUCAUGCCCAGGUAUAUUACCUGUCCUUUACAACUUGAAAAAGACUUUUUAAUAAGCUUUUCUUUAGUUAAUUAAGUUCAACCCCUGAGCAUGUUCUACAUUUUCACUCAUCUUUUCUUCACUAUUCCUCACCAUGUUCACAUUCUGGCAACCUCCUCACUUAUUGUAAUGUUUAUUUUUUUAUCAUGCCAGCCGGUCUCACUAAAACAACAGGUUUGUAAGCCAGCCUGGCAAAUAUUUGUGGUGUUGCUGUCUUUUUUUUUUCUUUUUUUCUUUUGCUUCAUUCAAAAAAGAAAAAAAAUUAUGAAACAAUUCAAUGAAGCAAGAGUGAUAAUUUCAUCCAUGUUUGUAACUUUCCUAUAAUCCAAUACAAAAUUUAAUUUUUAACAACUACAACAAAUAGCUGGCUUUGAUUGUCAAAUGAAUUUCAAAUAAUUUUUUUAAGAAUUGGCUAGAAAUUUUCUUACAAAUGGUAUUGUUAUUACUGUAACUAGAAUCCCCAUUUGAUAAUUUCAAAAAAAAAAAUUUUAUGUUCCUAUUUGAAAAAGUCUUUGCCUUAACACUAUUGCAGGGGAAAAUACAAAAAGUGUCUUUUUUUUUGUUGUUGUUUUUUUGUGUUACAAACAACCCUCGGAUUUGAAUAUGCUUCUCUGCUUUAUUUCUCUGCUUUAUGUCAGUGAAAAUGCACUGACCGAGUUGACAAUAACAAAAUUAUGGCAAGCAGGCAGGAAAAUAACAAUGAUUAUGAAAUCAUUAGUUUAAAAAAUAUACUAAUUUAAACCCCCAAAAUACUAUUAAUUAUUGAAAAUUGACUACCUAAAAGCAUCUUACAUCAACCUAAUUUGAGGUUGUAUCUUGGAAAAAGAAAACAUUUAAUAUUUAGUUGAUACAAGUGUUUGACAUUUAGCCAUGUUUGCUCUGUUGAUUUUGAUUUUUUAAAAAGUAUUUCCUAUUACUCUUUACUUCCCCUCUUCAUUGCAUUUCCUGUUUCCCUUUUUUGUAUGAACUUUGUGAUUGUCUUUCUUUAUCAUGUUCUUCUUUACCACAUGCUGUCUAGGUAAAACUUUUUUCUUUUGCAACAAUUCAGCCCUUAUGGAUGUGAGCUACAACUAUUAAUUGUUAUAUAUUUUUUUUUCUUCACAUAUUUGAGGGCCCACGAUCAAUUUAUUGAUCAUUUUAGCUCCUGGUUUGAAUUCAGAGUUGGCCUUAUCUUAGAUGAGUUGCCUUCCAAGGCUAACGAGUCCCAUCCACCUGGGGUGCUUGGGAUGUUGGCUUUGGCGGGGAUUCAACUCCAGACCACCACUAUUUGGAGUGAGUCAGCUUAGACCACUAGGCCACCCAGCAUCCAUUUGCUUGGGUCAUUUGUCUCAUUCUGAAUCAUUUAACGAAAUCUCAUUAAUAAAAAAGAAUGUUUGGUCAAGAUUGUGUUUUUAAAUAAAAUGUGGCAUUAACUUUGACCAAAAGAAAUUAGUGCAAUGUGACACCACAAUCAUGUUUGAUUCUAACUACUGAACUGCACACAUGGGUACUGUGUUCUAAUAGAUGAAUUCAGUUCUAAUUUAUGCGAAACAAUUUUAGCUUAAUUUCAAAUUUUUUUUAAACUUUGAAAGAUCCAAGAGAGAUCUACCGAUAGUGAUAUAAAUGUCUCCUGUUAUUUCAAAAAAGGGAUGAAAUAAUUUUUGACCUAUUGAUACCUAGGGAUCUGUCCUUUUAUUUUUAAAAUUCCUUUCUGUCUGUAUGUACCUCUAUUUAAGGUUUGUGCCUCGUAGUCAUACUUAUGGUACUCACUGUCCUUAUUUGUGCUGCCCUAAUAUUUUUGGUCCAAAGGUCAUAUUCAGAUACUCUUAUCAAAUAGUGGGCCCCUUUCUUUGCUUGUGCCCUCCUCCACACCUAUUGGAGAUGAUGUGUAGGGUUGGUCAUAGUCGUAGUAGAUCGUAAACCUCUCCACUGUGAGCUAAACAGUUCUACGGUAUUGUAAAACUAAAUCCAUUAAGAUACUUCGUAAUCUCAAAUGAAAAAUCAAAUACCUUUAACCCUUUCAAUUUUAACAUACUGUUAAAUGUGAUGAAUAGCAUAUUUAGUGAAAAUUUAGUAAUAACUGUUUUUUUAAAUUAAGUCGCCUAAAAAAUCCCUAUCAACAGCUUGGCUUUGGGGCCAGCAUCCCAGUCUAAAUACCUUGCUCAACAAUCAGCUUGCUUUAAUCAAAUUAUUUUUAUCCCUUUACACUAAGAGGAAAAUUUUUAAUUCAGCUUUAAAGCUUUUGGUUGCUACUUGAGGGUUUUAGCAUCCCUUGAAAAUGCUAACAGGACGUAGCUGAGAGUCUCAAGUAUAACAAAUAUUAGUCACCUAUCGAGUGUGACAGAACUCAGUUGGUUGGCAAAUGCCCAUUUGUGUUUUUUUUUUGCUAACUAACAUUUUUAUUACUUAUUAUAUUUGUCUCUGCAAUUAUUUUAAAGUGCCAUAUUAACAUUCAACUAGGAUUAUUUAAAGACCUCUAUAAAUUGAAUCAAAAUAUAUUUAUUAAUAAAAAAGACUAAUAAACAACUCAAUUUUUUUUUAAAUGAAGCUAUUUGAUGUUAUGUUUCAUCUACUCUACAUUCCACAAUUUUUUUUUUCUAUAAGUCUUUCAACUGCUACAAAAAAAGUGUUAAAUAUUUUGGUGUAAAUCUUAGUAUGCUUAUAUUUAUUUUAAUUAUGCUUUCUGGGUAUGAAUCUAGACCCAAAUCUAGAAUUCAAAUAAUUUUUUAAUAAAUAUUUAAAAAAAUAUUUUUUAGUAUUAGUCAAAAUGGAGUGAAGCUUGAAUUUCAAGAUCCAAUCUGGAAAUUGCUUGAGCCUUAAAUCUCAAAAAAUGAAUCAUUAAAUAAAAUUUCAGACUGAGUCAAUCAGCAUUGAUAAGGACGGUCCUUGCUUUACUCUUGUUCAGUUGUUAAAAACUCGAAAUAAAAUAUUUGCUGUGCUUCAAUGUAUAUCUUUCUGUGCUUACAAUAAAUAGAUGAAGAUCUACAUAAUUUUCUUUGAAGUAAAACUUGUUAAUUCACCAAAUUAAAUAAGAUAAAUUAUUGUUGAAAUAAAAUAAAAAUUCUUUAGAUAAAAGGAAGAAAUACAAAUAAAAUAUUUUGGAGUCCAUAAAAACUACAAUACGUCAAAUAUCUUAUGAUAGUAUGGUUGUGACUAUUGUUGAAUUGGUCAAAUAAAAAUUAUGAAAAUAGCAUGACUUAAGUCAUUUCAUGGUUUCUAGUUUUGUUGUUUAUGUGCUUCAGGUAGUCAAUGAGCUGGCAUCAUCUGCUGGUGAGAAAUGUAGUGUGGACCCAACGCUGUGUAAUGCAUUACGUACCCUUAAAAGUGGUGAGUGAUCAUUUUCAUGAUACUUUACUCAAACUUUGUCAUAAAUAUCUCUAUGGUAGUGUUUAGAUUAUUAGUCUAUUUUUUAUAUGAAACGUUCUCCAGCACUGGGGUCGGUAAACCUGGGUAAAAUACCCCAAAUGGAAUAAAAAUGAAAAUCUUGAGAAGAAUAAAUGAGGACUCAAUAAAAAAUUAAUUUAAAAAAUGCACAGUCCUUGUUAGGAUGGAAAUUAUUGUGCUGGCACACUGCAUCUAGCCUGUGUAAUAAAAGUAACAAAUUUUUUAUUUGCGGAUAUCAUUAGGCCUCAAUACCUAUUGUUUUUUCUACAACUAAAAUUUUAUUACAUGACAUUUAUUUCAUAUUUUUUAUAAAAAAUUGUAUCCCUUGCGUAAUAAGAUUCAGUUAACCAUUUUUAAUUAAAAUAGUCUAUAUCUUUCCCUUUCCUAUAGAGGGGGUAAGUCAGAGUUAACUAAUAUAACUUGGGAUAAUAGUAAUAGCUAAAAAAAUAAAAAUUUUGCCCAACCAAGCUCCCUUAUGAUGGAAAACAUGUUUGAUGUUGUUUUGGGCUUGGUGUUUUUAUAAUGAAGAAUAGUUAAACUACAAGAAUACAAGCGUUUUUUAUUUCAUGCUUUUACCCUUAACAAAAUUUAUUUGUUUUUCUUAAAUUUACUGUCCAUCAAAUGUUGAAGCUGGAGGAUUUAUUUGGUGUUGGACAAUGAGACAGAUAGGCUGAGUGUAGAUUCUUGUCAUGCUGAAAGCUCAAGGGACUCACUUCAGUCUUAAGACAGGAAAACCCUAGUUGUAGUUAAAGAGUUGAAGUGGAGAUACCAGAUGUUGGUUGUAAGCUCAGCCACCUGAGACUAGUUGCAUUGGCCAGGUGGAGAUACCAGAAGUUGGUUGUAAGCUCAGCCACCUGAGACUAGUUGCAUUGGCCAGGUGGAGAUACCAGAUGUUGGUUGCAAGCUCAGCCACCUGAGACUAGUUGCAUUGGCCAGGUGGAGAUACCAGAUGUUGGUUGUAAGCUCAGCCACCUGAAACUAGUUGCAUUGGCCAGGUGGAGAUACCAGAUGUUGGUUGUAAGCUCAGCCACCUGAGACUAGUUGCAUUGGCCAGGUGGAGAUACCAGAUGUUGGUUGUAAGCUCAGCCACCUGAAACUAGUUGCAUUGGCCAGGUGGAGAUACCAGAUGUUGGUUGUAAGCUCAGCCACCUGAGGCUAGUUGCAUAGGUCAGGUGGAGAUACCAGAUGUUGGUUGUAAGCUCAGCCACUUGAAACUAGUUGCAUUGGCCAGGUGGAGAUACCAGAUGUUGGUUGUAAGCUCAGCCACCUGAAACUAGUUGCAUUGGCCAGGUGGAGAUACCAGAUGUUGGUUGUAAGUUCAGCCACCUGAGGCUAGUUGCAUUGGCCAGGUGGAGAUACCAGAUGUUUGUUGUAAGUUCAGCCACCUGAGACUAGUUAAAUUGGCCAGGUGGAGAUACCAGAUGUUGGUUGUAUGUUCAGCCACCUGAGACUAGUUACAUUGGCCAGGUGGAGAUACCAGAUGUUGGUUGUAAGCUUAGCAACCUGAGACUAGUUGCAUAAGCCAUGACUAUAGAUGAAACAAACCCUUUUGCAGAUAUGGCACAUUACACUACUAACUAGAACUAGAAGGCCCAGAUUGAGCUAGUGUCUGCGUUGUGAAGAAAUUAGAGAUUAGUAUCAAUCCAGUAGAGUAAAACACAGUCCUAAAGUCCUAGUUUACCAAGAUUCUUUUACCCAUAGUCUUUGAUCACAAGUCACAUGUACUGCAUAUUCCUUGUUCUACUUCCAGCUUAUGCUGACGAUGAGUAUACAAUUUCCUGUUUGCUGUUCGUGUUUGUGGCUGUCUCCAUACCCAAACUUGCCCGUAUGGACUUGUCCACUUUCAGAGCUUCUCUUGAAGGUAAGUUUUCAAUGUCUCCAUUUUAUAUUGUUUUGCUUUCCACUGUCUACUAUUCUGACUUCAGCCUUCUCCCCCUGUGUCCAUCUUCCUUAUCAUACAUACUUUAACUCUAACCUAAUCCCUAUCAAUGACUAUGUCAGGCCACCUCAACAACAGCCACUGCCUUGCCAAGAGCAUCAAUGGGUUGGCCGGAGCUUUGUUCUCCCUUUAUGGACCAGGUGAUACAGAUCUUAGACUGCAAGAGUUUUUGGCUGUAAGUCAUCCAUAACUUUUUAUUUCUGGGAUCAAGUCUUUAAAUAAAAUUAUUUAAGUAGUAUAGUAAACAUUAAAGGCAGCACUUAGUUCAAAGAUCACUAUAAACCACUAACUACUGAAAGGUUGUUUUAAAAAAAUAUCUGCAGACUUAGUUCAAAGAUCACUAUAAAACACUAACUACUGAAAGGUUGUUUUUAAAAAAUAUCUGCAGACUUAGUUCAAAGAUCACUAUAAACCACUAACUACUGAAAGAUUUUUUUUAAAAAAAUCUGCAGACCAAUGGACAAAAAUCAAUGUUAUCUUUACUUUUUUUCCCAGUAAUAUUUAGAGCAAUGUGUGUCUAAUUGCAAGGACAGCAAUGUCUAAUUAAAGAAGUGAACUCAAACAUUUCCACUCAAGUGAUUUUACCUGGUUGGCUAGGACAUAUCUGUACAGAAGUUUGAAUUAAUUUCUGAUCUAACUGAUCAAAUAGAUCACUUGGAGUUGGCCAGGUGUUAUUUUAACAGUCAGCAGAGGCAUAUGAAAUAAUACUUUGCUUCAAUGGAACUAAUAGUAAUAGUUCUGUUUAAAUCUGACUGAACUACAAUCUUGAAAUCUGUCAUGAGAGAAAAAUUUACUUAAAUGAUGUUAACAUUCAACUUAUACCCCAUAUCUGCAGCUUGCUUCAUCCAGUCUUCUGCGUCUUGGAUCUGAGAAUGACAAGGAAGCUGUCAAGAACAGGGAGUCGGUGUAUCUACUGCUGGAUCAGGUAGGGAGGUACCUGUCAUCUGUAUUAUCAUAACUUGUGGGUGUGGCAACAUCGCAUGAAACCUCUCAUCUAGCCUAAAAAUGCUCUGCUCAUUCCAGUGAUUAAUUCAUUACUGCUGGUUGCUGCUAAAGCGGGGGGAGGGGGGGGGGGUUAAUGUCCUGAUGGAUGUUAAUCAAAUGUGUCCUGACACACCACUCAUUUUUAUUUCACAUUAGUUAUUUUUUAGGAUGGCAACAUCGCAUGAAACCUCUCAUCUAGCCUAAAAAUGCUCUGCUCAUUCCAGUGAUUAAUUCAUUACUGCUGGUUGCUGCUAAAGCGGGGGGAGGGGGGGGGGGGUUAAUGUCCUGAUGGAUGUUAAUCAAAUGUGUCCUGACACACCACUCAUUUUUAUUUCACAUUAGUUAUUUUUUAGGGGAAGGGGAGACUUUCCUUAUAGCGUGAUUUCAACAAAAAAGUCUGAAGUUUCUAUUGUUUUUUUUUCGACGUGGGUUAAAACGGUUCUUCUUACAUCGAUCACGUAUAAGUCCCAUGUGCAAGAAUAAAGUUUUUUUUGUCAUGGUCUGUUAUUUUCUUGGCAAUCAGCAUCACAUUUUGCUUAAAAUUUGUCCAUUUUCAAAUAUUUUUGUUUUAGUCUGAUCAACUGUAAAAAAAAUAAAUUUGUUAUUAAUUUAUGGAAUUGAAAAUCUGAGUUGCUUCCCAUUAUCCAGGCAGAAGGUCGCAGUGAGUGAGAAAGCCUGAGGGAAUGAGUUAAACUGGUCAAGAGUUACCUUGCACUGUGAACACAUAAUUUAAAUUAACUUCUGUUUUAUCAUUGUAUUCAAUGUAUUCCCAGAUAGUACAGGAAUCACCUUUCCUGACAAUGGACUUGCUAGAGUUCUGCUUCCCCUAUGCUCUACUGAGGAAUGCCUACCACAGUGUGUACAAGGCCUCUGCCACUGAUAUGUAAAGCUGCUCACCGGAGAGGAACACAACCAGCUCUGUCAACAAUAAAUUAUUCACUUUUACUUAACAUCUGGAAUGACUGAUAAACUCAAAUCUAUCUAGCAACUUUCACAUUUUAGAGAAUGGAUUGAAUCUAAUCUCUAGACUGCCAAGCUCGCUUUUCUUGGAUAGAAAAUAGACUGAUUUCUUAGCAAAUAAAUCCUUUUUAUGCAUCUUUUUCCCUUUGAAUAUUUUUUAAAACUUACUGUAUUUAUAUAAAAUAACCUUUACCUUUGUAAUGUCCAUCUGUAUUUAGUUUCACCACUUUGUAUGUAUAGCCUAGCUACACUUUGUAUGUAUAGCCUAGCUACACUUUGUAUGUUUAGCCUAGCUACAUUUCAGGUAGAUUGCACAUACUUUCAUAGAACUAAUGGAGGCCUCUGGAUCUGAAUGAUGAUAAAUAUUAUUGAAAAGUUUCAAUAACAAUGCCAUUGAACAAAUUUAACUGAUCUGUAAAGAUUUAUUUUUUUUUUUUUUACUUUGAUUGGUUAAUUCAGUGAGAACCUACAUACCAUGGUAGUUAAUUUAAUUAACCAAAAGUUGUUUUAAAUGUGUAAAGUUUUAAUUUACAGCCGGUUAAGACAGUUUACCCAUCUAUGGGGAGAUGAUUUGUGAUGCUCAGUUAGUUAGUAGUUAUAGAACCUGAAGUAAUUUCCAAAUAAUCAUUAAUGACAUUGACAUCUUAAAUGAACAUAUUCAAAUUGAUUUUAAAGUUUUUGUAGCCAAGUUUAUUAACAUGGUGGCUCACAUCAAACCCAUAUAUGUACAUAUAAUAUUAUGAUGUACAUAUAUACAUAAUAACCGUAUACACCAAUCAUAUGGCAGUGAGUCUCAGUCAGUUUUGGUUUGUCCAUAGCUGUGUUACAUCAUUAACGUAAGUCCUUGUUGACCAGUUGAUCAGGAGGCUGUUGAUCAAGCUGACCAGCACCAUUAUCCUCAGACUGGUCAUCAAACUGACCAGCACUAACAUCCUCAGGCUGGUCAUCAAAUUGACCAGCACUAACAUCCUCAUUACCAGCAACUUUCCAUCAUUGAUCUUACUCUCUGAGAGAGACCACUAGAUCUUAGACAGGAAGUUAUGUCUUAUAAUGCAAAUUUUAUCAUAAAAUUAAAAUAAGUACAAAUAACUCAUUUUCAUCCCUGUAAUAAAGUGUGUACGGGAUUCUUGACAAAUGUGUGGAUAAGCAAGAUAAGACAAUCCUAGAAUCUUAGUAUAGUCUUGUAUUAUAUGGACAGACACGUUUUUUUUAUUCAAGCAAAUGACAGCAAUAAAAUGAGUGAAUGUGUCCGUUUUAUAGAAAAGCAGGGAGUUUAUAAGCCAGUAACUAAAUAAGAAUUUAGAAGACUGAUGUAUUCUGACGAAUCAGUUUACAUUUCAAUUAUAAUACUGGCACUCCCAUUGCAUCAAGCCUUGUUUAGACAAGUAAAGAAAUUAUUUCCAAUUUUUUAUUUUUUUUAUGAUUUUUAUAUUAAAAAAUGUUUAAAAAACAGCUUUUUUUUUUUUGGCCCUAAUAUCAUUUAAAAGGAUUGUUAACCAUUUUUUUCCCCCCUCAUGACUUGAUUGCCAUCAAAACUUAUUGCAAAGCUGCAGGUAUUUUUUUUUUUUUUUUGUUUUUUAUAUUAAAAAAUUUUUAAAAAACAUUUUUUUUUUUUUUUUUGGCCCUAAUAUCAUUUAAAAGGAUUGUUAACCAUUUUUUUCCCCCCUCAUGACUUGAUUGCCAUCAAAACUUAUUGCAAAGCUGCAGGUAAGCUCUGGUUUCAAAUUAUUUUAUUUUAUUAUGUUUGGAAAAUUAAUCUGGAUAAUAAUAUUGUAUGCGUGGAGAACAAUUAUUUUAUGUGAAAUGUUAGUGUAAAUUAUUUUUUUUAGUAGUUGCACCACCGGAAGGCCUAGUGCUAUGAAUCAAACACUAUUGAUUUCUACAUGUUUUUAUUUUGUAAAAUAUUUGCAUGUUGUAUUAAUAGACUUUGCAUUUACUUUACAUGGCUUUUUCAAGUUAUACUUUGAAUUUUGUAUAUUUAUAAUGAACUUGUAUGUUACUCUGAAUUAUCAGAUUGGCAGUAACAUGUUUUAUAAAUUUGUUAAUGUAUUUAUGGCUUUUAAUCCAAAUAUUUUGAAAUGCUGAUAUGUUACAGGCAACACAAAAUAUUUGGCUUGUUUUAUAUCCAAUAAUGAAGAAAAAAAAUUUGCCUUUUUUUUUUUUUUCUUUCUUCCAACAAUUUUUCAUUAAGACAUUUAUCCCUAAACGCAUCAUAUUUUAUUUUUCAGGAUUCAUUUGGGUUUGUGUGUGUGUGUGUGUGUGUUUUGGGAGGGGGGUGGGUUCUAAAAAAAUAAAAAUAUCUUUAUUGUGAUUUUUGCACUUGCCAGUAUUCUUUUAUAUUCACAUGCAUGAACAAUAUCCUGUCGGGUUGUUUGUUUUCCCAAUCAGUAACUUUAACUUAAUCAAAUCAAAAAGUUCAUCAUAACCAAAUGUGGUAAAUUUUUUUUUUUUUAUUGAAUUUCAUUUAAGUAAAGAGCUAUUGAGAUCACUUCAAUGAAUGAAAAAAAUAAUGUAUCCCCUGGAUGUUAGUUGAUGUGCAAAAAGAGUGGGCAAAUGAACAGAGCAGUGUAUGUUUGGUACACCACUUAGCCCCCCUUGCAACAGAGUUGGAAAUGUUCCCAAAAAAAAAAAAAAUUGUUGGUUUAUAAGUUAGCAAUUUUAACAACUAUAAUCUAAAGCACAAUGAUGAAGGAAAAAAUAAGACAAUUUAGAUUUAAUAAAUAAUUAGUACGUACAAUCUGUUUCAUUUAAUAAUCAACAUGUCAGUCUAGCACAGUAUUUAUUGUACCGGUAAUUAGCAGAUGAGAGUAAAUGAUGCGAUAACCAAAAUUACUCAAAUAAAUAUGUUCACUUUGACCUUUGUAAAUUUUUCACUUCAACAUGUUAAUUAUUCACACAGUUUAAUGUUUUUUU